GCUGCUAAAAGAUGAUAGCUGGGGACAUAAGGUCUCCCCACUUUUAUAAUAAGAGGAUACUAAUUCUCUCUUUGGCUGACCAAAGGUGAGGGCAGAGGCUAGGGCACAUUAGGAUGUUCUUCCCCCUAUUUUCUUUUAUUAUACAGCUCCUAUCUGUUUGCAACAGGUGAGGAGAGGAGCUGGUGGACAGUGACUGUCCACCCCCCCCAUCAUUUACUUUGAAGACGCUAGGGAAACAUAUAUUUAGCCUUAGUAAAUAUAAAAAAUAUAAAAAAUGAUUUCGGUAAUUUUCACAGCAUUUUGCCAUCUGGGCAUUAUUUGACGUUUACCGAAAACGAAAUAUGUCCUGGCGUUUGGCAUCUAAUUUUUAAAUAACCACAGUUUGCAGUUUAAAAAACAAAAUACCCCAUGUAAGAUUCAGGAGUGCUAUUUCAGAAUGAUACCACACAGUCAUAAAAUAACAGACCAAUGUACAAUUAUUGUUAUUACUUGUACAACAGCAAUAAUUUCUACGAUGGGAAGACAAUAGGUAAAAUAGGUUAACAAAAAAGAACUGAUAGGGGGCGCUCAAGGAUUCCACUGAGGUCAUUAAUAUUAAGCUUCUCAUUUCAGAUCAUAGUCAGCCUGCAGUUGGCUAAGCAUUCUAGAAUUGGAGUCCAAAACGAAUACAGUAAGGAGUUCGGAAUAGUUUCACACAGCAAUGGAUAAACCCAUUCAACUCGUAACACUCCUUAGCCUGCGGACAGUCCCAACUGCGCAUGUGCGAUGACAUUUGUGGAUCCCAUUAUGGCGGAAAUCGCUUGUUUCCAAGGGGAGUAAAAUAAGUGCUGCACCAGGCCACCCGGAGGCUAAAGACCGAAACCCACACUCAUGUUGUCUCUUUCUUGAUACAAUAAACAUUUACUAAUGUCAAGAUUAACUUAUUACAUGUACCACGGCGCAUAGUGUGAGUCCCUGGCAUUGCACCACGCUCUGUGGUGCUACACAGCCAGCAAUAUGGAGACCCAGCUACAAAAUAUCUUCGAGGAGGUGGUGGUGAGUCCCAUGAUUUAAUUGUCUGAUACAUAAUAAUACAGAUAUAUUAACCACACAAAUAACAUAGUUUAUGUGUGUACAUUCCAAUGGCUGCGGUGCUGUAUCCUGAAUAUUCAAAUCAACAGAUCAACAUGCUUUAUUGGGACUAGAUAAAUAACAGGGUUUAUUCACUAAACAGGGAAUUCAACCAUUGAGUUCCAAAAUAUAGGUCAACAUUACUAUUUUAUACCUCUGGCUAAAAGAGACAGCUAUAGUCACAUCUCAUUUUAGUCUGUAUUAUACUUUAUUGUUUUGUGGGGGGUUUUUUCACCACAGGUAACGAUUUUAUUCACCACAGGACCAUUUUUUUAAAUUUACAUUAUUUAUAAACUGGGCAGAAACUAGCCAAAUUUAAAGGUCCACUAUAGGCACCCAGACUACUUCAGCUUUAUGAAGUGCUCUGGGUGACUGGUCCAGCUAGGGUUAAGACUUUUUUCUAUAAACAUAGCAGUUUCAGAGAAACUGCUUGUUUACAUAUGGGUUAAUCCAGCCUCUAGUGGCUGUCUCAUUGACAGCCGCUAAAGGCACUUCUCACUGUGAUUUUCUUAGUGAGAAGCUGCCAGCGUCCAUAGGAAAGCUCUGAGAAUGUUUUCCUAUGGACUGACUGCGUGUGCGGCUCUUGCCGCGCAUGCGCAUUUGGUCGAAGAGGGAGGAGAGUCCCCAGCGCAGAGGGAGCCCAGCGCUGGAGAAAGGUAAGCCUUUAACCCCUUCCUCCCCCUAGAGGACGGCGGGAGGGGGGCCAUGAGGGUGGGGGGUCCUAUUAACACUAUAGUGCCAGAAAAACGAGUUUGUUUUCCUGGCACUAUAGUGGUCCUUUAAAACUGAAACUACAGUCAUUAGAACCACUACAGCUUAAUGUAGUUGUUCUGGUUUUCAGAGAAAAAUACAGUGUUUACAUUACUGCCUGGUAACACCUCUAGUGGCAAUCACUGAAACUGCCAUUAGAGGUGCUUCUUUUUCCAACAUUGUGUAGUACCUAUGUUCACCGUCUCCACACUCUUCGUGGAGGCGUUGAGUGUUCUCCAUAGAGAUGCACUGAUAUAAUGUAUCUCUAAAGGAGAUGCUGAUUGGCGCAGAGCAGAGUUUUACCGUGCAUGCGCAAUAGCCUCCAAAUAUUUUGCUAUGGAAAAUCAUUGGCUUGGCUGAGAUCAUCAAGAUUGAUACUCGGCCAUAACGCCAGGGCCAACCAUGGUGAGACUUCCACGGCAUGGAAAAAUUGGUGAGUAAAAACACUUUUCCCAUGCGAUCAGAUUGAGGUUGGUCACCUAAACAAACACACACUCACUGACAGACAGAAACACACAUACUAACGGACAGACACACUUACAAAUUAUGUUUUUCUUUUAAGUCCACCCUGCCUUUGGGAGAGCUGGAGUGGAUCCUUUCCAAGGGGUCCAGUGUAGCUGCUGAAAUCUUCAAGCUCCUCUUGCUCUGCUCCCUCACGCGCUGUUUAGGUUUAGCGAUGCUGGGGCCAUGGUUUAUGUCAUAUUCCAGCUCCCGGUAUCACAGCAGGGCACACAAAGGAGCAUAGCAAGAACAGGAAGGUUUCAACUCCCUAGCUGUCCACCUACAUUCUCCCUAGGCUGGCUGUUGCAGGGGGAGUGGGCUAAAACAUAUCCAGGAUUUAUCGAGCUUGACAUAGUAUACAAUAUACAAAAGAGAUGACAAAAUACUCCCCCCCCCCCUCAUUUUUAGGUAUAAAACACUGUAUUUAAAGGGACAUAGUCACCUGAACAACUUUAGCUUAAUGAAGCAGUUUUGGUGUAUAGAACAUGCUCCUGCAGCCUCACUGCUCAAUCAUCUGCCAUUUAGGGGUUAAAUCCCUUUGUUUAUGAAUCCUAGUCUCACACUCCCCGCAUGUGACUUGCACAGCCUUCCAUAAACACUUCCUGUAAAGAGAGCCCUAUUUAGGCUUUCUUUAUUUCAAGUUCUGUUUAAUUAAGAUUUUCUUAUCCCCUGUUAUGUUAAUAGCUUGCUAGACCAUGCAAGAGCCUCCUGUAUGUGAUUAAAGUUCAAUUUAGAGAUUGAGAUGCAAUUAUUCAAGGUAAAUUACAUCUGUUUGAAAGUGAAACCAGUUUUAUUUCAUGCAGGCUCUGUCAAUCACAGCCAGGGGAGGUGUGGCUAGGGCUGCAUAAACAGAAACAAAGUGAUUUAACUCCUAAAUGACAGUGAAUUGAGCAGUGAAAUUGCAGGGUAAUGAUCUAUACACUAAAACUGCUUUAUUUAGCUAAAGUAAUUUAGGUGACUAUAGUGUUCCUUUAACCAGAGUAUCCAAAUAUCAAAACUGAUUAAAUGACUUCUAGAAAAAGCAAAGUGGUGUUGAGUACACUCUGAAUUGUACUUAUUUAAACUUCAAAUUGCAAAACUGAGGCAAAAUUAGUAAAGAUGUGACUAUAUUAAAAUUAGAGAGAAUUUUUUUCCUGAUCCAGCAUUGUCAGGCAGUCAGUGUUGUGCUCAAUGAAUAAAGUUGAUGUUGGGGAAGUCUUAAUUCCUCAUUAUCUAUCUGGAGGAAGAUUCCAGUUUGUCAAUCCUGUCCUAAAUGUUUUGACAUUUAACUAGGGUCAGCACUUUGACAAUCCAGAAUGCAGAACCACUGCACCAAGCACUUUAUAGUGGCAGCAGUUUGUUUACCUUUAGACAAUGUAACAAUUUAAUGCAUCUAUAGUUAGCAAACAUUUGUCAAAGUUAUCAGCCUUCUUUUUGUGUCGUUCCCCCCCGCCCCCCUGAAUCCCGACUUUCAUAUUGCAUUGUUACUGUGGGUUUCUACAUUAAAGCUCCCAUUUUAUGUUUUGGAAUAUGGGUUAAAUAAAUUCCCUGUAAUCAGAACAGUUCAAACAUGUCUCUUCUACUGUUGAAUUACUCAAUGCAUUUUUUUUGCUACACUGUAUCUUUAAUGAUUUUUACAUUUAUGUACAGAUGCAAGGUAGUGCUUCCACCUUGCCUCCUUUGCAGUUACAAACUUAAAUCUGUCCAGCAGUUAUGGCAAGAUAUCAUCAUUAAGGGAAAGCACAUGAGGUGUUUUAGUAAAUAUAAAUAACACACAAUUUCUUUAGCUCUUAUUUAUUUGUGCUUUAUUUUACAGAAAACAGAAGUGAUAGAGGAAGCUUUUGCUGGGUGAGAUUCUUAUUUUAUAUUUUCUUAUAAACAUGCAUGACACAUUCGUUUUUCUCAGCUGUGUAUGCAACAGUGCAUAUAAUUUUUUUUUUUUUUUCAGUAUGUUUAUGGACACACCGGAGGAUGAAAGAACAAAGCUAAUAAGUUGCCUGGGGGCUUUCAGACAGUAUUGGAGUGUCCUUCCUCAGGUAAAAGUCAAGUGCUUAAUGUUCACACUAUAUUCCUCUUCCAACCACUCAACAAUAUUGCAAUAUGUAGGUUAGGUUACAGGUAGUUAUGAUUAGUAGUGAUGUCCCGAACGGUUCGCCGCGGACUCACCAUUGAGUAAACUUUGACCCUGUACCUCACAGUCAGCAGACACAUUCCAGCCAAUCAGCAGCAGACCCUCCCUCCCAGAACCUCCCACCUCCUGGACAGCAUCCAUUUUGAAGCUGCAUUCUUAGUGAGUUGUCCAGGAGGUGGGAGGGUCUGGGAGGGAGGGUCUGCUGCUGAUUGGCUGGAUUGUGUCUGCUGACUGUGAGGUACAGGGUCAAAGUUUACUCACUGAUGAGUCCGCGGCGAACCGUUCGGGACAUCACUAAUGAUUAGUGAUUAUUUUUUUCUCUCUCUUUUUUUUUUUUAAGAACUAAUUAGUUUAGUAUUCUGGGAGUUAUAGUUCAUCUAAGAUAAGAGCAGACCUAAUUAAAAACAAUAUAUUCAAACUUUAUUAGUAAUCCAAAAAAUGUAAAAAAACACAGAAAUAAUUCAAAUAGCUAAUUUAGGACCAGAUGAGAUAUGCCUGUUUUUUUUUUGCAUGUAUAUACAUUUCUAAGCAUCACAAGUCUAAAUAAUAUUGAAUGACAGUGUUGCAGAAAAAGAGUGUUGCAAAAAAAAAAAUAAUAUAAUCAAUCCACAAUAGUAAAGGAUUGCAUAUCAGUCACACAUGGUGAUAAAUGAACCAAGAGGGGAGAGAGAGACAAUAACAAAGAAAAAUAACCCCCCUCUCCCAAAGUUUUGGCCACAAUCCUUUAUCAAGAGUGAUUUCUGACCUUCAAAGAACAGGGUUAUCAUUUAUUUUACUUUAUGUGUGCCCUUCAGAAGGAGUAAUUUAGUCAUACUUCAUCUGCCACUUCUCUUCAGCACAUAGCUGACAAUUGAAAUACAAUUCCCCGAAAUCUUUUUUGCUCCCAUAUAUUAUUUUUUUUUAUUGGCAUUUAUAUAGCGCCAACUUAUUCUACAACGCUAUUUAACAGAGACAAACUAUUACACAUUUUGUCUGGAGUAAUAGGUUCUCGAGGAGCCUGCUCAAACGAGCUUACAAUCUAGAUUAGGUAAGAUAUAAAAACACAGUAGGAAAGGUAGCGUUCACGAUGUCAUCCAGGGGAUACGAUGGGAAAGCGGCAGAAUUGGAGAAUGUAGAUGAGUGUGGAUCCACUAAUUAAGUUGAGAAAGUAAGAUAUACUUGAGAAGUGAGUUGCCCUUAUAUGCCAUAGGCUAUUCUGAAGACAUGGGUUUUAACACCUUAAGGACCAAACUUCUGGAAUAAAAGGGAAUCAUGACAUGUCACACAUGUCAUGUGUCCUUAAGGGGUUAUGGGAUAUCUUAAAGAAUUAAAGACUGGGAGAGCGGAAAGAAGGCUGUUCUAUAGGAAUGGAGUGACCCAAGGGAAGUCCUGUAAUUACUAUAGAAAGUAUUAUGUAAGCAGCAGUCACAGCCUGGCAUUUUGGAAACCUGUUUUUAUUUAUUUUUAUUUAUAAAUAUUUGUUUUUGCAUAUAUAUGUAUAAUGAAUUAAAGGGAUUAUUGUUUAAUCAGACAUUGAAAAUCACCUAUAAUUUAUUGAUGUAAUGUGAUUUUUUUUUUUUUCUUUGUUUAUUACUAAUGAGUAACACGAGCACUGAUGAGUGGUCCUUAUAUCUUUAUUUUUUUUGUACUCAGGAGUCCCAUGAACAAUGUGUCCAGUGGGUUGUAAGGUUUAUUCAUGGGCAACACAGUCCAAAACGGAUUUCAUUUCUCUAUGACUGUUUAGCAAUGGCUGUUGAAACUGGGCUUCUUCCACCAAGGUAUUUUACUAGUGCUUUUAUAUGUUCUAAUCUGUGUGAAUUAUGUAUAUGUUAAUUUAUAGGGUUUGAAGAAGACGUAAAGCAAGAAAUAUAUUGAUGCUUGAAAGCAAAAUUUGUCAUCAUUUGCUUUGUAAUUUUAACUGAGUCUAUAGUUUGCUACAUCUCAAAGCAGCUCUUUCACUUUCUGGUGUCUUUGCAAUUUUGCAAAGACCCCUUAUAGUGACAUUGCAGCUUAUGGUGCAGUUAUGGUGAAUUAUAUUUGCUUAAUGCUGUCCCUUGUGGACACUAUCUUCUUACUUUGGAUCCUGGAGAUAUAUCCACCUGCUUGAGACUCUGAUGUCUGAUUUUCUGUUAUAAAACUAAAUUUUUUGAGUGGUACAUGGUGCAACAGUUAAAGUCCUUUAACCUUUCCUGGCAAUUUUACCUUGCAAUCCAUGAACCAGAUUUGUGGCCCUUCUCUGAACUCUCUCCGAAGUAUCAAUAUCCUUCUUGAGAUAUGGUCUUCAGUACUACCUACAAUACUGCAGUGUUCUGUACAAUGGCAUGACCACUUCCCUCUUUCUACUGCUAAUACCUCUCCCAAUACAACUAAGCAUUCUGCUAGCAUGUCCUGCUGCUCUAUUACAUCAUCUGCCUACCUUUAGGUCAUCUUAAAUAAUUACUUCUAAAUCCCUUUCCUCAGAUGUUGAGAUUAGUAGGGUAUCAAAUAUCCUAUACUCUGCCCUUUGGUUUUUACGUCCAUUAUCUUGCACUUAUCCACAUUAAAUGUCAGUUGUCACAGCUCUGACCAUUUUUAUAGUUUACCUAAAUCAUUUGCCAUUUGGCUUAUCCCUCCUGGAACAUCAACCCUGUUGCAAAUCAUAGUAUCAUCAGCAAAAAAACACAUCUUACCACCAAGACCUUCUGCAAUAUCACUAAUAAAAAUAUAGAGAAUUCGUCAAAGUAUAGAUCCUUGAGGUACCCCACUGGUAACAAGACCUUCCUUCGAAUAUACUCCAGUAAGUAAAAUCCUCUAUUGCCUGUCACUCAACCAUCGCCUAACCCAAAAAUGGUUUGCAACUUACCUUGGUCACACCAGGUGUCCAUCACCACCUCCUAUGGUGCUCGAAGCAUCUGCAGGGAACUUUUAUUUGCACCAUUGAGCUAAGUCCUACAGUAGGGUGAGAGAGUUAGCUGAGAACUGUUUGUAAAUCUGGCCCUGCAUGGCUAGGCUUAGCUCAUUGGCAGAGCUAGUGGCUGCAAUGAGCACAUGACAGGACCCAGUUAAGUUGUCAAUUGGUUAUGGUGCUCAUAUUGUUUCAUUAGUAGAGUAUGACACUACUAUUCCAAAAUAUUGUUGGUAUCCAAAUCUUGUUAUUCAUCAGGAACUAUUUUCCUAUUUUUCUCUUUUUAUUUUUUUAGAAUGGUCUGUGAGUCUCUAGUUAACUCGGACACCCUGGAAUGGGAAAGAACACAGCUAUGGGUAUUAACAUUCAAACUUGUCCGGAAGAUUAUUGGUGGCGUUGAUUACAAGGUAACUAUAUUUGAAGGUUAUGCUUAUUAGAACACACAAACUCGCACACACACAUCUAUACUUUUUGUAAUUAAGAAUAUUCCAAGAGUUUGAUAAAAUAUGCUGCCUGGAAGUGUGUUCCAAAAUGUUUAACAGAGCAAAAGGUUUAUUUUAAACUUUGUUUUGACUUCACUGACUGAGCUAUCUGCAGCUGGCUUAUAUGUCCAAGUAAGCUGAUGUAUUCGCUUACAUUCAUCAAAUGCAUACAGCUUCCCUUCUCUCUUACUAUCUUACAGAAUGAGCCCCAAGAUUUUAUAGAUAACAUUGCUUGAAAACCAUGAAAAACCUUGCCAAACUCUGUGUGUGGAAGUCUGCAUACAUAGUACAUUAAAAUGAUGGCUUCACUGAUGGAUCUUCCUCAUUGAACAUUGUUUAGUAAAUGUCUGUAUCCUGAUUAUCUGCUUGAAAUCAUUUUGUCACCUCUGAGGGCCAGUAACAGUUCAUGCUCUUCAGACAAUCUCUCCUUUGUCUGCAAAUGCAUGGGGAGGUGAGAAGCAGAUAAAUAAUGUGCUAAAUUCCUCUUUUGUUCUAAAGCAGACUGCACAACUCACUGCACAACUAAAACGUCUCACAUUUGACCAGGUAGCUUAUUUUUCUAUAAUCUUCAGCAGUAGAAGGAUUUUAAGUUAAUUCUUUUAAAACAUGUUAUAUAAAAAACAAAUGUCAUGUGAAAUUCAAGUUUUAGAGACUUGGAUUCUGAUAUGUUGAACACUAAACCCUUAUAUAUACAUAUUAACUCAUAGGCGUACCCACAUGGCAUUGAUUAAAUGUUUAAUGUGAGGGAAAAAAAAGUAUUAAUGAGAGAGAAGAGAUGCAUUUCUGGCAUUUCUUGUCUGAUGAUUUGAUUGUAGCAAGAUCUGCACCUUGUCGUUACACAACUAUUUGGUCAUUAAAAAGUUAUAUAUCAAGACAUUCAAUUACAUGCAGUUUAUACACAACUCAUUGAUAAGUUAAAUGAAUGUCGUCAAAUGGAGAUAUGAAAUUAGGUAGUCAUGGAGACCAUGUCAGUGUGUCACAUAGAAUUCUGAAACCACACAAAGUCCAUGUGAUAUUGUGAGUCACCUAUUCCUUGUAAAAAGUAUAUAUACUAUGUUAGGAGUUAGAUAUGUAACAGCAUAUGUAAAUGGUUACUUCAAACCUUUUUUUAACUAUUUAUUUUCUACUUAUUUACUUGGAUUGGUGGAGAGGAGGGAGCACACAAGCAAGGGAGGAUAGGAAGAGAUAUACAUGCUUCCCUUUUCAAGCGUGCUUCCAGAUUCCAUUUUCAAUAACCAUUUCUAAAUGCAGAAGAGGCCAUGGAGGCAGUCUUAACCAUUUAAAGAGACACUAACACAUUCCUAUUUUAUUGUUUUUCCCAAAUGGGUUAUACAAGUAACUGCAUGAUAUUGCAAUACUGAACAAGUCACAGCAUGCCUUUUUGAUUAAUAUUUUGUAAAAUGGGGAAUAUUAUUACAGGGCAUGAAAACAGUACAUGGUUUCAUAUAAUACUUAACUGAAAAAUAUUCUGGUUUACUCAAAAACUUAUCUUUGCAAAGCCAAAUGUAUCAUCAUAAGAAAAAAGGUUUAUUUUUAAUAUAACAGAUUGUUUUCAUUAACUUAUCUGUAGCACAAUAACCUAUUGUUGUACCAUAUAUCUUUAGCAAACAAGAAAGCAUAAAAAAAAUCUUAAGCUUUGUAUGAGCGAUUACAUAAAUGACAACGAUCCUUGAUACUGCUUAAAGUCCAUAUUCACAGCUAAUUAGUUUGUUAUAAUGUUGUAAUAACUAUUGCAAAUAAAGAAUGUUUAGGCUGUCCAGUAUUAAAGGGCAAUUUCUGAUUAUCAUUAAUUACAAAGUAAACGUCUUAAAGAUCACUCAACUGGUUAUAAGUAAUGUGCAUAUUCAUUUUGUUAUAUGUUUGAAGUAUGCACUAACAUAGGUUAUGCUCUGAUAUAGUAUUUCUUAUUUUGUUUUCUUUCUUUGUUCCUCAGGGUGUGCGAGAUCUAUUAAAAGUGAUACUGGAAAAAAUUCAAACUGUUCCAAACACUGUCAGCUCUGCAGUUGUACAGCAACUACUAGCAGCAAGAGAGGUAACAGUUGUAUGACUAGUUAGAAACUGUAUAGUAAAAUUACCUUUACACAAUGAAAUAUAAAAAUAAAUCUAAUGCACUGGGCUGUAGUCUAAAACAAAUCAAAUUCACUAAAAAUAUCCUUUUUAUUUUAGUAGAAACAAAUGUUAUUGUUGAUGAAGGACCGAUCAAAUUACAGUAUUGAAGGGAAACAAAAAAAACUAUUCCCCAAUACCUAUCAUAUAUUCUAGCUACUGGGGUUGCAAGGGUUCUUCACUGCACAAACUUCUGUUGGUACAUGCUAAUUAUUGGUCUGGCAAUGUAUUCAGGGUUUUAAUGUCUGUAACCUCUGCACAUAAGAUUGUGAGGGAAAAAACAAGAGUGUUCCAUGUUGUGUAAGAAAAGAGGUUGGUUCCCCUUUAACCUUGACCAUCAAGGUUUAGUCCAUUUACUGUUUUUGUGCAUAUGUUUGAUUCCACUUCACUGUUCUCAGGUUCUGAAUCCACUUCCAUUGAACUGUAAUCUGUUCACAAGUGUAAUGUGGCAUGUUUCUGUAUUUAGGUUGUAGCCUAUAUCUUGGAAAGGAAUGCCUGCCUUCUCCCUGCCUAUUUUGCAGUGACUGAAAUCCGCAAGCUCUACCCUGAAGGGAAACUCCCACAUUGGGUAAGUGUUUAGCUUCAUGGAACAGGCAUAUUUUUAAAAUCAAAAUAAUACAUUUUGAAACAUUUUUAUAAAGCUGUGUUUCACUAAAAAAACUAAGCACUGUUGAUGCAUCCACGUUAAGGAUUUGCAAGAAUGGACUGGUCACCAGAAGAUAAUUUCACUGGCACACUGGCUUGCACUGUUAGUGGCUACAGUGACCCAAGCAGAACAGAUACUUGGUAGUGUAUUUGUUAGAAAUACCUUCCGAAUGUUCUCUCUAAUAUAUUGGGAGGCACCUCGAACAGUUUCCAUCUGUGUAGGGCUCCAAGAACAAAUGUUUAAAAUACUUAUAAGGUGGCACACCACUCAACUAAAGAUUUUAAGAUGGGUAAAACCCCCAAAUGACUCUUGUUGGAGAAAUUGCGGUUCGAAGGGGACAUAUAAAUAUAUAUGGUGGGAUUUCCCCUAGGUCAUUCCCUAUUGGGAAAGGGUUAAGGAUUUACUGUCUAAAAUUUUUCACAGGCCUUUUAUUUUUGAUCCAUGGGUUUUCCUUCUAUCCGAAAUUAUUUAUAAUUCUCAAGCUCUUAAAGAUUGUGGACUUUGGCGGCUGGCUGGUAACAUUCCAAUGUUUCUAUUAUGGCUGGGGUUAGGAGUAAAAUGACUGAUAAUUAUUUAAUGAACAAGCUUACUACAAUAGUCCAUAAUUCUAUGAAGACCUUCACAAGGGUGUGGGUGCCAUGGGAGGAAUAGUUAUGGUUUUGUGAUGGGUACCUUGGUUUGUUUAGAUUUUGCUUUUUUGUUGUCUUUUACUUGCUUUAUUUUGAAUUUUUUUCUAUUUUUGUGCUGUGGGUAUCCUAGAUGGAUGAGGGCUAUGAACUGUACUAGUUUGUUUACCUUGGCAUUGCUCUGUAGCAGUCUUUUUGGGCAUAUGUUGCUAAUCCAAAAUGUUUUGGAUCUCUGGUCACUUGUCUUUUGUAGUGGAUAAUCGUAUGUGAACCUGAAUAAAAAUAUUUUCUGUGAGCAUUACAAUUCUCUUUGUAGUUGUGUAAUAAUGAUUGAUACACACUAGUCAUGCCAAAUAAUAGGUUCUAUACAUGGGCAUCCGCAGGAAUCUUUCCAGGGGUCGGGCAUAAUUAUGACAUCCAUGUGUGGCCCCUUUUUUGACAGUGUCAUGAAGGGGAGGGGCAUAGUCAUUAUCACAUAAAGCCAGGGUAAAUAGUGUUUUCACAACUAUGGUGUCAGGAAUACAUGUGUGUUUUCCUGACACUAUAGUGUUCCUUUAAUCAAAUUAAAGGAACAUUCUGGUCACCAUAACAACUUCAUCUAACUGAAAAUGCUAUGAUGCCAGGAGGCCCCUAGGUGCUCUCUUUUCUUUUAAGGGAUUAAAACUUUGUGCUCCUUUUGCCCCUUCCAGCUCCUUGCUGCCCCUUUCUGCUCCUUGCUGACCUUCCUGCUCAUUUCUGUUCCUGCUCCUUCUCCUACUUUACCUUCCUGCUCCUUGCUGACCUUUCUGCCCUUGCUGUUCCUUUCUGCUCCUUUUCCUACUUUACUUUUGUGCUCCUUCUGAUUCUUUUUGCUCCUUUACAUUUGUGCUCCUUUUGUCCCUUCCUGCCCCUUGCAGACCCUUCAUGCUUUUUGCAGACACUUGUUGCCCUUUCCUGCUUCUUGCCUACCCUUGCUGCCCCUUCCUGCUCCCUGCAGGCCCUUCCUGUUCUUUUCUGCUCCUUCUACCCCUUUCUGCUCCUUGAUAUCCCUUCCUGCUCAUUUCUGUUCCUUCUCCUUUCUGCUCCUUCUCCUACUUUACCUUCCUGCUUCUUGCCGACCCUUCCUGUAUGCUGCCCACCCCUCACCUAAUCUGUAGGUUGCCCCCCAUCCCACACUUACCUGAUCUGUAGGCUGUCUCCCAUCCCUCACUUACCUGAUCUGUAGGCUGUCUCUGCAGUCUGGUAGUUGCUGGCUGCACUCCGUGCUGCUCCCCUGCGGAUUCAGUCAGGAGAGAGAAGCAGGGAUAAGAUGUAGCUCCCUAUCCUUGCCUUUCUCCACACACAGCACCACCUACUGGCCGGCGCCGGUAGUGCAGUGUAUUAUCAAUCUCGAAAGAAAAAUACAGAUGCAAACUGAAAAAUCCAAGACGUGUCUCCCUUUGCCCACCCUGCGGAUGCCCAUGGUUCUGUGAGUGAAAAUGACUCCAAAAAGUUCUGAACUUAAAAUGAAAAAUUCUAUUAUAUGUAUAUGUACUAAAAAGAGAUUUAAAAAUCCCAGUGGACCACAAGAACUCAAAGAUUAAAACAUUGGUUUUAAUUUUCUUUUUUUCACUUUUUUUCAGUUGUUGGGAAAUCUGGUAUCAGACUUUGUGGACAGUUUUCGGCCUACAGCACGAAUCAAUUCAAUUUGCGGUAAGAAGUAUAUCUUUGAAUAAUUAAUUCAAAAGUAUAAAAUCACUAAAGCAGACACAGGAAAAAGAGUUCUGUAAUGUUUUGCAUAGAGUGAUACUUUGUGAAGACUUUAUGCAGGGAAUGAGAGGACAAGGAUGUGUGUUUUUCUUUUCACAAAGCAACUGUGUCCCACCCCAAAAUUAUUAUACGGUAUUUUGCGAUCUACUUGCAUAUAGUUAUAGUUAACCAGGGAUGAGACUCUGAGAUGCCUUCAAUGUUCAUAUCUUCAAACUAGGUAUUUUACUACUACCACUCGAUACCACAUAAAGAGAAACUAAAUUAAAAACUGUCCUAAUUAGAAAAAUGAUGUGUAAGGCAAGAUGCUUCCAAUGCUAAUGGAGUAGGAAAGGGACAUUGGAUUUAAGUGGUCACUGUAGAUGCUAUAAACCUUUCAUCUUAUUGGUGCGAUUCCUCAUGCCAGUGUUAAAAGAAAAAGGACAGAAGCUGUCUACAAAAUGAAUAAGGGGAAUGGAAAAUAUUAGUUAUGAAGAAAUACUAAAUACAAACCAUUGUCUGAAAAUCUAAUUAAACAUAUUGGACAAGGUCACCCAUUAAGACUGGAAUGAUUAGUAUUUACUCUAAGGCAAAGUAAAGUGUUUUUUAUUUUAUUUUAUUUUUUUAUUUCUUUUACAGUAUGUACAAUAAAGAUAUGGAAUUCUUUAACCAAAGAGCAAAGAGUUGCUUUUAUCAGAGUCUGUAAAGAUGUGUAAACAGCGACUAAAUGAAUUCAUGCAAAACCAUAAUAUUCAGGGAUAUAAUAUUUAAUUUGAGGGUUAAUAGCUUCUUGAUCGAGGUAGAGAUCUGACUGCCAUUCUAGUGUCAAUUAGGAUUUUUUUGUUAGUUGCAAAAUUGGAAAAGUGUAUUUUUUGCCAUCUUUUGGAUCGCAGAAUCGGAUGUGAGAAAGGCUGAACUUAACUUUUUUUUUCUUCAGCCUUUGUAACUAUGUAAAACAUUUUUGAUUAGUUUAACACUGAACAAAGGUCCUUUACUGUCCACAGCCAAGUCCCCACUGUAGGCAUGACUAAGGCAGAAAUACCAGUACCAAUAUCAAUACUAGUUUGUAACAGCAAUGGCCAGCUGUGAUAAGCUGAAAGUGGUCAUCUGAUACCCCCUCCCCUCACCCCCCCUCCUGCUGGGAAGUCUUAUUUAGCAUCAUUAAAAAUUGUUUAACACUGAACAGAAGGUUGGCAACGACACUAUAAUCAUUUUAAUCAGUGAAGCAGUUAUAAUACUUACAGUGUCUCUUAAUAUUACAGGGGGUUGGAAGAAGAUGCUUUGGAUGUCAUUCACCGAGCACAAUUAAUAUUAUUUAGGCAGGUCAACUGCCAAGAUAUAAACUAAACAUUGAUUUCAUAUUUACAGAACAUUUGAAGACCUACAUAAAAUUAACCAGUUGAAAUCUUACAGUUGGACAUGUAAAGCUGGGCCUGGCUCCUUCAAGCAUAUAUAGUGGUAUUAGAUCUAAAUUGCACUGUUCUAGCAAUGGAUUCAAGAGUUCUUAGUGAAAUAUUUGACAAUACCCCUAUUUAAUCCGAACUUGUGUUUAUCCAUUGUACUAAUGCCCAUCUUUGCUAAUCCCUCCCCCCCCAAAUAAAUAAAUAAAUCUAUUUUGAGAUGCAUCCUAAAUGAGGCCAAAUCCCUGAUACCUGCCCCUUCACCAGAGCUUUGAAAAAAAGGGGAAUUUGCUCAUGUGAUGUCCUCACUAUAUAAUACCAUUUGAAAUCUACACUACCAUGAAGAUUGUUGAGCUCAUGGUUUGAGUAUAUAUCAAGUGUAAUAAAGGAUCUCUUUCUGCUUACUUAAUCAGCUACUUUCUGGAGUACGUCUCAACUUCUCAUAUUAGGCCUAUUCUCCACAUCUCUCCCACUGUCCUGAUCCCAUCUCCUCUCCCCCAGUCUUUUGUCAGAUAAGAUGCUUAUCAGUUUUUAGGUUUAAAAAAAAUAAAAAAAAAUAUAUAUAUAUUUAUAUAAACUUAAUCAUGUAGAACUGUAACCAUUUUUUUUUUUAAUUUCACUGUGUGCAGGGCGUUGCAGUCUUCUCCCUGUGGUGAACAAUUCAGGCGCUAUCUGUAACUCCUGGAAACUGGAUCCACUGACACUACGUUUCCCUUUAAAAGGACUUUUGCCCUAUGAUAAGGUAUAAUUUCUUUAGCUAUGAUGAUUUUAUAGCUUGAAACACAUCUGCUAUUUCUAUACCCAGGCAUGAGAAUGCUACAGAAUACAAAAGCAACUUCCCCAUGUUUUGUUAACUUACGUUAUAUGAAUCUCAAAUAUGUUCACAUGUUUAUGCAUAUAUGUGUACAUUUAAUCAUGCAUACUCUUAUCAGCAGUGUUACACCAUCCCUAUAAAUGCAAAGACACUUCCACAGGGAAGACAGUUUUGCAGAUGUACUGUUUAGUGCAACCGUUGUUUGUCUUUCAUCAGUCCUAUAAUUGCUGGUGGUGCUGCUAGUCUGUACUAAUUCUUUCCAGUUCACUGCAUUAAGUCACAGUCUGGUCAAUCUUAGUCCUGUGCAUAUCCUACCAAGACACUUUCCAGCCAACUAAGUCUUCAUCCUGUUCUGGAUUCAGUCUCUUUACAUUCUAGCCAUAUCAAUAAGCAAUAAACUCCCAGCAAAUUACAACAUAAAGGGGAUCAACCAGCAAAUAAAAUAAAGCAAUAAAAUCCCAGCAAAUGACAACAUAAAGGGGAUCAACCGGCCAUCAAAAGUGGCUGUCUGUUAGGCAUUGCUCAGAUUCCCAUAGAAUAAAGCAUGAAUGUGUUGCUGUAUGUGUAAAUAUUUUCAUUAAUGUAUUAAUAAUUGAAUAUGUCCAGAGCCAGUUAUAGUUAUGUCUGACAUACAAUAGUAGGGUGGAUACCGCAUAAAAAGGUAAAAAAAAAAAAAAGUCUAGUAUUCUAGUCCUUGAUUUGUGGCUGUAAGAAAUGUAUCUACACCGAACAAAAUUUAUAAACGCAACACUUAUUUUUGCCCCCAUUUUUCAUGAGCUGAAAUCAAAGAUCGAAGACUUUUUUUCUUUGUACACAAAAGGCCUAUUUUUCUCAAAUGUUGUUAACAAACCUUAUAAAUCUGUGUUAGUGAGCACUUCUCCUUUGCCGAGAUAAUUCAUCCACCUCACAGGUGUGGCAUAUCAAGAUACUGAUUAGACAGCAUGAUUAUUGCAAAGGUGUGCCUUAGGCUGGCCACAAUAAAAUGCGCAGUUUUAUCACACAGCACAAUGCCACAGAUGUCGCACGUUUUGAGGGAGCAUGCAAUUGGCAUGCUGACUGCAGGAAUGUCCACCAGAGUUGUUGCCCAUAAAUUGAAUGUUCAUUUCUCUACCAUAAGCUGUCUCCAAAGGCGUUUCAGAGAAUUUGGCAGUACAUCCAACCUGCCUCACAACCGUAGAUCAUGUGUAACCACACCAGCUCAGGACCUCCACAUCCAGCAUCUUCACCUCCAAGAUCGUCUGAGACCAGCCACCCGGACAGCUGCUCCAACAAUCGGUUUGCAUAACCAAAGAAUUUCUGCACAAACUGUCAGAAACCGUCUCAGGGAAAUUCCUCUGCAUGCUUGACUGCAGUUCGUCAUCGUAACCGACUGGAGUGGGCAAAUUCUCACAUUCGAUGGCGUCUGGCACUUUGGAGAGGUGUUCUCUUCACAGAUUAAUUCCGGUUUUCACUGUACAGGGCAGAUAGCAGUCAGCGUGUGUGGCGUCAUGUGGGUGAGCGGUUUGCUGAUUUCAAAGUUGUGGAUCGAGUGGCCCAUGGUGGCGGUGAGGUUAUGGUAUGGGCAGGCGUAUAUUAUGGGCAACGAACACAGGUGCAUUUUAUUGAUGGCAUUUUCAAUGCUCAGAGAUACUGUGACGAGAUUCAUGUUUCAGCAUGAUAAUCCACGGCUCCAUAUUGCAAGGAUUUGUACACAAUUCCUGGAAGCUGAAAAAAAUCCCAGUUCUUGCAUGGCCAGCAUACUCACCGAACAUGUCGCCAAUUGAGCAUGUUUGGGAUGCUCUGGAUCGGCGUAUAUGACAGCGUGUUCCAGGUCCUGACAAUAUCCAGCAACUUUGCACAGCCAUUGAUGAGGAGUGGACCAACAUUUCACAAGCCACAAUCAACAAUCUGAUCAACUCUAUACGAAGGAGAUGUUUUGCACUGCGUGAGGCAAGUGGUGGUCACACCAGAUACUGACUGGUUUGCGGACCCCGCUUAUGUGCAAAGUACUUUAAGAGAUCAUAAGCUCAUAAACUUAACUUUUAUUUUAACCAUGCAGUUAAAAAUUAUAUUCACUAAAACAACUUUAGCUUAAUGAAGCAGUUUUUUUUUAACUCCUAAAUGGCAGUGAAACCUGAGAGGCAUGAUCUAUACACUAAAACUACUUCAUUAAGCUUAAGUUUUUUAGGUGACUAUAGUGUUCUUUUAAUGGGUGACUGAAUAACUCUGCUAGUUUUAACUACCAUGUAGGCUAUCCUUACCGCAUUGCCAGGGGAGGGCUGGCAGCCUUAGGCUUGGGGGGCAAAACCAGUCAAGUGGCCCAUUGCACCACCAAAUCAGUUCACCAUCCAUGCCCACCUUUUCCUGGUUUUAUAACGGAUAUUAUUGUUAUGCCAAUCAGUAGUUUUUUGCCAUACCAGCUCCUUCACGGCUCUGACUUUCAAUGUUGUCAGAGCGCAGGCUGAGAAUCUCUGAGCCUGUGCUCUGACUCCCUAACUUAGCGCCGGAACGACGAGGGAGAGGAUAUAAUCUGACUGCACCUACUGCUGGUGCACACCAGUGGACCACCAGCGAAUCGUUUAAAUUGAAUAUGCUGGUGUACCCAACUUGUGAGCUGUUUUGGCCGCCGGGCGCCUCUGUUGUCAUGGCACCCUGCGUGACCGCACAGCUUGCACACCCCAACGGCUGGUCCUGCUGACACACACUGAUGAUACUACUUAGAAAUCCCUCAAUAUUAAUACAGACAUCAGAGUAAACACCAAUAAACUGUGGAAACAGAGCUGAUCCCCCCCCAAAUUUAUAAAGAUUUGCUUACUGGAUUUGUUGUAAGAUUAAAUAAUACCUCCUCCUCUCUCUCUCCCAUGCGCUGCUCUGUAGGCUGGGAGGAAGUGAAGAGUAAUCACAUUCUCCUAGCACAGCGCUACCUGUGGCUGCAUGGGGAACAGCUGGUUAAUGUAAUGCUUUCAGGAUGGCCAGCUGCCGCAGAACCUCUUUGUUCCUGUCUCUGCAAAGGGCUCCAGGCACUACUUGCUAUGAGUGUAAGCCACUGUAAAUUAGGGGCAGAGGGCACUUGCACUGCGGUAAAGACUGGUCUGGUCAGGAGGAGAGUGCAGUGCAAUCCGUGCACUCCCCUCCUGUGCGUCACCAGUAGACUGGUGCACCUGCCCAGGAUCAGAGCCACGGUGGCAAAAGAAAAAUUUGCCGCCCCCCCAUGUGACAUCACAAUGCCUCCCCCAUAUGAUCUGCCAUAUGAACGAACGCCAGUGCUGCACACAGUGUAUGUUUACAUUAAAAAGCCUGCAGGGACCGGCUAUAGACACCAGAACCACUUCAUUAAGCUGAAGUGGUUCUGGGGUCUAUAGUGUCCCUUUAAUGUAAGGUAAAUUAUAGAUCAGUGUCACUAAUAAUAUUAGUGAUAAUAUAUCCUUCUUACUGCCCCCGUCCUUCUUACUGCCCUCGUCCUUCUUCCUCUUCCUCUUCUUCCUCUUCUUCCUCUUCCUCUUCUUCCUCUUCCUCUUCUUCCUCUUCCUCUUCUUCCUCUUCCUCUUCUUCCUCCUCUUCUUCCUCCUCCUCUUCCUCCUCCUCUUCCUCCUCUUCUUCCUCCCCUUCCCUGUAGCGUGGCCAAGCUCCUCUCCGGUCCGCAGUGCCCGGCCGGAGUGAUAGGAAGGUGCACACUCAGUGUGCACUUCCUGUCAGUCCAGCCGGGUACAGGAAACAGAAACUCCGCGCGGUACAGGAGUUUCGGUUUCCUGUACCCGGCCGGACUGACAGGAAGUGCACACUAAGUGUGCACUUUCCUAUCACUCUGGCCGGGCACCGUGGACCAGAGAGAAGCUUGGCUGCGCUACAAGCUCGGGGAGGAGAGAAGCAGCACUGCAGCCGUCUGAGGCUCUUUACAGAGCGCUCAGGCGGCUACAGCAUUAGGACCGGCCCUGCAUCGGUCGGUUUUAAAAUGAUUUAGGGCGGCCUGGGUGGCAAUUGCCUCCCUGCCCCCGGCCCAGCCCGCCCCUGCACAUUACCACAUUGCUCUUGAAAAUAUUUAGCUUUUUCUUUUCUUUGUCUUGGGUUUUGGAUCCACUCUUUUGUCCUGUCACCAGCCAGCUUUAAACUUUGAUUGUGGGAUGACUUUGUCAGUUUUGUCUUAGUUUUGUGAUAUUUUUCAGCGCACAUUGCGUACAAGCACUGCUCACGUAGCCAACUCUACUUGCAGUCACUAUUGUGCGCAUAAAAAUGCAAGUAAAUGCUACAUUUGUUGUGUGCCCAGACUGCCUAACCCCCACACAGUCCUUCAAUGUUUUUCUUUGGCAUGACUCAGAAUCUGGUAAUUUUGUGUUGUUUACAAGUUGCACAGAAAUUGCACAAAGAUGGGAGAACGUGUUUACAUGUGCCUCCAUGCAUUGGAUUACUGUGAAAUGUGAAUAGCUUUUUUUUUUUUUACACAAUUAUUCAUUAAAUCAGGUAUGAAUUUAGUAGCAUAGAGUUUUCCUUAUUGAUAGUUUUUGAUGUGUUUGAGUCUGGUAACAAUUUGUAUCUAAUUAUUUUUAAGUGUUAAUGUACAGUCUUGGCACUACAUAAUUCACUUGUACAACAGUUUUACAGAAAAUAAAUGUUUUUUACCUUUCCUUGCAGGACUUAUUUGAGCCUCAGACUGGCCUCUUAAGAUAUGUUCUGGAGCAGCCGUAUUCUCGCGAUAUGGUGUGCAACAUGUUGGGUCUUAACAAGCAGGUAUUACAUUGCAAUAGAGAAUGUUCCAUGCAAAUAUUGCACUAUUCUUCCACCUUUUCUUUGCUAUAACAAUCUGAACAAAACAGUAUUAAUCGUGAUCACCUAGUAAUCUUAUUUUAAUAUCUCAUAAAGGUACUUUAUAUUAUUUAACUAAAUAUAAACCACAAGUUGUUCUUAUUGUUCAUUGCUUACUGCCUUGGGGAUGUUAAAAUUGAGUAGUUAUUUAAAAAGAUGACUUUUUGUUUUGCAUUGCUUUUUUCCCUCCCUCCUCCUAUAAGGCCAGUCUCAUGAGUGCCCAAUGCCAGCUUACUGCACCAUGUAAUACACGCAACCCUUGGUUUACCAAAAUAUUCCUAAUGCUUUCUUUCCAAAGACCACCUACUUAAAUUUAAAUACCCUCUGCCUUGUUAGACAGUAUUGGUGGGUAUACUGUGACAUUGGGCAUCUUGAGGCAGGCCUCAUAGUCACUGUUUUGUCUUUUCUUUUUUUCUUCCUUUUUUUGUUCUGUCUUGUCCUGCCCAUCCUUCAAUGCUCUAGACCUUGAACAUUGCCCAGGUAUGUUCACAACCUUCUUCUUGUAUUGUGACUAACAGUGCUGCUGGCUGUUUAGUAGCCACUGAUCCAAGUUAGCAAAUACAUAUACAUGUUCAGGGCUUGAAAUUUGUAGGACUGCCACAUGCCUAGAACCAUUUUAUUAAACUACAACUUUAAUUACGUUCCCUUAAAAUUAAAUGUAAAUAUAUUUGUUUUCUCAAGUAAAACCUGAUGGCGUCGCCUAUCCUUUUGCCCUCUUUUUCUCAUUUCUUUGCUCUGCUUGCACAUUUAAGGGGGUUCAUUUAAGCUUUGUUAUAUUGUAUGUUGUUUUCUUUCCUCAAGUGAUUCCGUUAAAUCCAAAAAGUACAUUGAUCAGACAAAAGGAGAAAAAAAAUUAUUAAUUUACUUUCCUCUCCAUUAACUUUGUGAGGGAACAGAUUAAUAAUUUAAUUCACCUUUUAUGGGGAGGUUUAGAGUUUGAUUGCUUUAGGCAUGGUUAUAACGUUUGUAUGCAAUCUCCUUCUGUAAACCACUUGCUCAUUGCAUGGGUCCAAAUAUGGCAUAAAGUGUAAUGUAGUGCAGGACUGUUAUAAAACUUGAUAUUCAUAAAAAUUGGUGCUCUAUAUAGGAAACAAAUGAAAAAUUCACUAUGUAUUUCUCAAGCAAGGGAACAUUUUUCUUCUAUUUUUUUUUUUUUAGCAAAAAAAAAAAAAAAGCCACACUUCUGUUUGUGUUUCAUUGUAAAGUGUUUGGAGAAUAAUAUGGAUUAUAGAGGAAGCUGUGGAAUGCAAAGUACCAGAAGGAAGCAAGACAGAUUAAAGAAAAAAAAAGUGGUACUAGGUUAAAGCAGACCCGUCAAUUCUACGUUUUCAGAAAGAUAACAUCUGUGUGAGAACAUUCUCACUCACGACACAUCGCCUGGAAGUCCUAAAGACUGUGUUAUGCCUUAAAGGAACACUACAAGCACCUUAACCACUACAAUGUGUUGUAGUGAGCAUAGUGCCAAGUGUGCCCUGGGACUCACCCUGCACCACACAUCUGAUUUUGUUUUAGACAUUGAUGGCUUAUAGUAAUAAUCCAAACCCCAUCAUGUUUUCCUCUGGAAUACUUGAGAGGACAACUAUCUAGCAAUUUCAGUGAAAUUUGCCAAAGCCUCAAAUUUUGUAAUUUGUUGGUUGCAAUUCUAAACCAGUUUAGUUUAUAAAUAAUAUUUUCUUUUUGAUAUUACAAAUGAAGCCACUGAUACUGGUACUAUUUUGUUUGGAGGGAUAUGUUUAUGAUAUGUUGUAGUGAAAGAGCACAAACAAAAUUAGUUUCUCUUCAUGGCUAAUGCUCAGUUCUUAUUACUUCUCUCUUUCAUAUUUAUACGUUUCUCAUAUUUACAGUGGACCUAAAAUCAACUUUAUAUAAAUCAUUGGAAUAUACAAAAUUGUCUAAUAACAUUUAACGGGGCACUAUAGUCACCAAAACAACUUUAACUUAAUGAAGCAGCUUUGGUGUGUAGAUCAUGCCCCUGCAAUUAUCAAUUAUCUCUCAUUUAGGUGUUCAAUAACUUUGUUUAUGUAGCCCUAAACACACUACCUUGCAUGUGACUUACGCAGCCUUCCUAAACACUUCCUGUAAAGAGUCAUCUAAUGUUGAUACAUGCAAAAUCUGUUUAAUUUAGAAUGUCUUAUCUUCUACUCUGUUAGCUUUCUAGACCCUGCAGGAGCCCACCGUAGGUAAUUUAGGUUCAAUUUACAGAGCAGGACAUACAAACUGAUUGAAUCAAUGCAUCUCUAUGAUGAAAAUUCAGCGUCUCCAUACAGAGCGUGAGGACGCUGAACGGCAGGGCUGCUUACUGUGCAUCUACUUGGAGGUGUCCCUAGGGGAAAUGUAAACACUGCCUUUUUUCUAAAAAGGGAGUGUUUACAUGAAAAUGCCUGAAGGGAGCUAUUAUACUCACCAGAACAACUACAUUAAGCUGUAGUUGUUCUGGUGACUAUAGUGUCCCUUUAAAUUAAGUUGCAUCUGAUUGAAAAUGAAACAGUUUUGUUUUCAUGCAGGAUGUGGUGUCUGUCACAGCCAGGGGAGGUGUGGCUAGGAUAAAGCGAAACAAAAGUGAUUUUAACUUCCAAUGGCAGUCAAUUAAACAGUGAGACUGCAUGAUAUAUACACCAAAACUAUACACUGCAUGAUCUAUACAUCAAAAAUUGCUUCAUUUAGCUAAAGUUGUUUUGGUGACUAGUGUCCCUUUAAUUAUAUAUUUUAUUUACCCCAACCCAUAGUUGAAUUGCUGAAAGCGGCCAUUCUAAAAAGUCAUAAUUUAACCACUUGAUGUUAUCUUUUGGAACUUGUUACUUUUUUUUUCCUUCCAUAUCUUUCUGACUGUGUUUAGAAGUAGAAGAUGAUUGAUAAGAGCAUUAUUUAUUUGCUUGCAUAUAAUAUGUAUAUACACCAUUUGGAUUCAACAGAUAGUACAUGAGUAACACAAAGCUUGGCUCUUCUUGCAGUAUAUGAAUGCAAUAUAUUGUAGAAAGUAUCUAAUUGUGCCCAAUCCCAUAGCAUGAAAUAUUCAAAAUGAUCCUGCAAAAUACAGAAAUAUGGCAACUGUAACACCUUUCAAUUGAGCUUCAAAGUGCGUAGGGAGUCCACAGCUUGAAAAAAAAUAUUUCUAAAACGCUGAACCCCAAAAAAGGAAUAUGGUUAGUUGUGUACAUUUAAUUUACCGUAAAAUAGUUAUGACCACUUUAAUUUCUUUGCUAAACCAAAAUAUAUUUUUUUUUUUUUUUCUCUUCCUAAUGGUGCCGGACUAGUAAAUCUCAAGCCCUGUACAUGCUAGUCUUGCAUGCUAGAUAACAACAUUGUAGUGUUGUGAUGUGAAUUUUUACAAGCAUUUCUUUGUGUCUUGGACUAAUAGUGUUUUUGUGCCAGUUUUACUCAAGCUUUGCCAUUCUCAGAGUCACAAGCAGUCUCCAGUGUCUUGCAUAUAGCCUGAAUUUUCUUCCUUUUCAAUUAUAGUUUUUAUACUAAUCCUGUUGCUUGUCCACUGUGCGAUGAAGGAUUUGUUUAAUAGCUUUCCUGUGGUUCUCCAACUACUUACUUCUUAGAUUGCCUCUACCAACACAAAUUACAGCCAGCUCCUAUCUCUAGUUAUGUACUGUAUGAAAGAAGCUCUAUCUGUGAUUGAUUCCCAGAAUGAGGCUAUACCAAAAACGCUUCUCUUAUUUUAAUAGCCAGUACUUAGUAGAAGGGAACAACCAGAAUGCAGAAACUGACACUCCUAGACUAAUAUUUCAUAUAUAAUGAUUUUACACUAAUCUAAAAUGCUUCACUGAAGGUAUUUUUGCUUACCCACUUUUCCCCUGCAGGAUAUCAACUAAGCAGCAAGUGUGAAGAAUUGUUUUGGGCUGAAAAAUUGUACUAUUUUGAUCAUCUUUACAAAUCAGUUGUCAGUAGGCAAUUAAUAAGACUGAUUAAAUAUCAGUCCAUUAUUACCAACCACCUGAAGCUAAAUGGCUUCUUUUAUCAGUAUCCCUAAUUGGAGUGAAUUAAGUGAUUUAUUAAAUUAUAUGCUGCUGGUGUCUUCAAAGACCAAUUUGGAAGCCCUUGUCUUGGUGUGUACAUUCUUUCUUCACAAAGACAAAACAUUUCCCCCAUUAAGUACUAAUGUUAUCAGUGAUUUGUUUAAACAGUGCAUUCUAUUAAAUUUCAGCAUUUUAUAGUAUAACUUGCAGCUGAUCUUGGUGGAUGCAUUCCAACCUACUUGAGAAACAAGGUUACAGUACGUAGAAUAGUUUCUAGAGUCCUGUAGAAAAUUGUCGAAGAUCUGCCAGUGGCUUCAGAGCCACAGGUUGAGUAUAAUUGCAUUAUGUGUUGUGUUCAUAUUGCUAUUUUUGGCCUGACCUCUGGUUGAUGGGGGUGCAGUUUUGGCAGGUCCUUAGGACUACGCAUUACUACUCGUCACAGCAUGUCUUCCCAAAAUGCUGUCAGCCUCUCAUCUCAGUUUGUUUCUCCGCCGGCAGAGAGCAUGUCAGGGGUUGUUGUCAAACACAUUUCAAUUCAAUUUUCAUUUAUUUUUUUAUCCCUUUUUUUAUGGCAAAAGAGGACAAACCUAUGAGUGUAUAAGAUUAUAAAUAUUUUGCAAUAGGUUUGUAGAAAACCUUUAAAGUGUAUUCUAAUAUUAAAUUCUAAAUUUUACAGAUAGUUUUAAAUUUUUUUCCUGUUUUUGCUUCCUAUAUAUUUUUGCGGUAAAACAUAUACUAUUAAUUUUGCCUUUGGAAAGGGACAUUACAUUUUCUUAUUUUUUUAGUCUUAAGCUGCUUAUCAUCUUUUAUGUGUUUAACGUUUCCAAUGAAAGCUGCAUUAUGGUAACAAGUACGGUUCAGUUUUGUAUAUCUCCAUACAUACUGACAUCACAGACUUCCUCACUUGGCUAAAUGUAAAAGAAAGUAACUGUUCCUUACUUUUAUAAUUGCUUAUUUAUGAAGUCUUACUAUAUUUAAAAAAAAUUUCAAACACUUAUAAUAACCCUUUCCCCCCAAAAAAACACUCUAAUGCAAACCUCAGAUAUCAUUGAAACACAUUUUAUUGAUGUAUACAUAGAAGCAAACGUCUUGAAAACCCUUGAUAACAUACAAGACCCCAAUUUUUUUUUAAUUUUUUUUAUGCUUAACCCUCUUAUCUAGAGUUAACUUUAUUCUUUUUAUGUUCCACUUUCUCUACCAUGUUUUUAAGAAAACUAUUGUCCUAUUUUUUCCUUUAUUUGUAGUCUUUCCCUAUCCCCCCAUUGACCUUCAUUUUAUUUUGAAUUCUCCCUCCACUCUAUAUUUUAUUCUCUUUCCCUUGUUUUUACUUUUUAUAUUUACCUUUUUUAUUCCUUAUUUGUUAUUUUCUUCCUCUGCCAAUUGUUUUUUGGCCCUUUUUCCUACUGUACUGAGACAGAUGUCAUCUCUAUAUGUUAUACAAGACUAUAUUCUGGAGAAUGCAUGCUUCUACGUUUUUGGUAAACAAAAAUUAUAACCACUUUGAGUAUAUGUUACCUUAAAUGCAGCUUUGAUAAACAUUUGUCACCUGUCCUACCAUUUCAUGCUUCCUGGCCUCCUCUGGCUACGUGCACAGUUUGCUUUUUUUGUCACGUGGUGUGCAGCGCUUUUGGAAUACUGUGUUGUAUGAUUUCUUCCUUUCAGCACAAGCAACGCUGUCCUGUGCUAGAGGACCAGUUGGUCGAUCUGGUGGUAUAUGCCAUGGAGCGCUCUGAGACAGAGGAGAAGUUUGACGAUGGGGGAACCAGCCAGCUGCUAUGGCAGCAUCUCUCCAGCCAGCUCAUUUUCUUUGUGCUAUUUCAGUUUGCCAGUUUUCCACACAUGGUUUUGUCUCUCCAUCAAAAGGUAUAUACUAUGCAGAAUUUUGAUAUUGGGGUACUUGGCUGCAAAAAUCAGUUCCGAUUGGUUAUGAAACACUGAUUAGACAGUGACAUUUCAUCUAUGCCUUGUUUAAGACAAAUUGGUAGGGAAUUAUGUCAAUAACGUUAUAUUUAAUAGUAAAGAUUCACAGUGACAUGCAUGAAGAUAUCAAAUAUACAUAUGCACACUUUUAGUGCGCUUCCCCUGCAUUCUAAAAAUUGUAAUGAUUUGAUAUGUUGCUGUGAAAUGUUCACUUCUUACAGGGCUUGACUACUCUGUAGUCAAGAGCUAGGUCACCAUGCCCAUAUAGUUCUGGGUCAGAGGGAUAAAAACACUCUUUGGAAUGGCUCACAUAGACUUCAUGUGACUGGGCUGUCUCUGUAUACUCUUGUAAUUUAGCACAGCUGGAAGUGAUAUGCACAUCACAUCCUUUCAGUGUUCUUUUAGGUUGCACACAGCCUUGCAAGGUGGUGUCUGAAGCUUCCUCUGCUGCCAGAGAAUACAGAGAAAGCCUACUCAUGCACUAGACACACAAGGAUAAUUGUGGUAGAUCUUUAGAUCUCUGCUUCCCAACUCACAACAAACAGAGAUGAGAAGGAAAGGGAAUGUAAUGUAUCUGGUAGGUAUGUGUUUAUAGGUUUGAGAGUUUUUCUAUUAUUGUGUAUGUGUGAAUGCUUUUGAUUCAUGUGGCAUGAUUGAUUGUGGGUGUGAGUAAAAGUUUAUGUAAGGUUAUUUAUUAAUUUGUCAAACUCUUGUCCAAUUGAUCCAAUGUGUAUACUGUAAAAAUAUGACUUGGCAUGUACCUUUUAUGAGGAGUGGUGUAAAUAGUGUGUUUAUGGGUUUUGCCUUCUUGAAUAUUCUUCCAUAUCAGCAGUAAUUUACAAGUGAAAAGCAUGCUCAGUGUGUUAGCUUGUGUCUGGAUGCUUAAAUGCUUUCUUGCAGCUGGCAGGCCGAGGCCUUAUUAAAGGCAGAGAUCACCUGAUGUGGGUCCUGCUACAAUUCAUUUCUGGAAGCAUACAGAAGAAUGCGUUGGCAGACUUUCUCCCAGUCAUGAAGCUCUUUGAUCUCUUAUAUCCAGAGAAAGAGGUAAGCUUUGGUUCAGAUGUUGUCAUUAUAAGAGAGUGUUAAACUCUUUUAAUUUAUAAAAAAAAAUGGGCAGCUCUCAUUUCACGUCUCGGCAGGAUGCUUUCUUUUACCACAGAUUUUAAGAAACCCUAUAAAAUAAAAUAAUUUUAACAAUUAACUUUGUUAAAUUAAUGGUAAUGUCAAAGUGAUUGACACGUCUUCAUAAUAAAUGUGUGUGUUGACUUCACCUCAGACAGAGCCUGCGUUCUUCUGCUAUAGUGCUCAUCUAAAAUGUCAACAUUAUAGCCCAUGUGAAACAAAAUAAAAAUGUUCAGACAAGUAGGGGUUUCAGUUUAGACCACAUUUGAAAUUCUGAGACUUUUUGAAGUACUAGAGGUUGGUUAAUCUCUAUGGAAACCAGUAGUCCCAUUGCAAGGUGCCCUUUUUAGGUCUUUGCACACCUUUUCAUAUAUCACACUUUUUAUAUACAACACCCACUGUUCGGUUUUAAUAUGAAAUGUUAACUGUUGCAAGGUAUAUCUUAAAUAUUGGGAAUGCUAGGACAAGUCACUGAUAUCCUUCGUACAUACUGUUAUUUGUUUGCAUUCCGAUUAUUUUGCAGUGCAUUCCUGUACCUGAUAUCACCAAACCUCAGUCCACGCACUCCUUUGCCAUGACCUGUAUAUGGAUCCACCUGAAUCGAAAAGCUCAGAAUGACAAUUCCAAACUGCAGAUUCCGAUUCCUCAUUCACUAAAACUUCAUCAUGAGUAUGAGACCUUAAACCACUAUCUUAUUUUAAUGUCACUUGUGUUACUGAAUAACCAUUGAUGCCACAUUUUGUUAUAGUUAAUUUUCAACUUAAUUUCAAUCUCUGAUAGCAAUAAUAAAGUGUUGUGGUAAAUCAUCAGUUUUCAUGAGCAGGGCAUAUAUAUAUUCAUAUAUCCAUCGGAAGAAAAUUACACCCUCUUUGAAUUCCAUAGUUUUACAUAUCAGGACAUCAUCUUUUCCUUAGCUGGUCUCAAAAUUGGGUAAAUACAAUCUCAGAUGAAGACCAACCCAUGAAAUAUUACACGGUGUCAUUAUUUAGAUAACAAAAAUACAGUUACAAUGGAGAAGCCAUGUGAGAAAAACAGAGUACACCUUAUGAUUCAAUAGUUUGUAGAACCACCUUUAGCAGCAAAGACUUGAAAUAAUCAUUUUCUGUAUGACUUUUAUCAAUCUCUCACAUCGUUGCGGAGCAAUUUUGGCUCUUUUUUUACAAGUUGCUUCAGUUUGUUGAGUUACUUGGCAUUUGUUUAUGCGCGAGCUCUCUUAAGGUCCCACCACAGCAUUUCAAUAGGGUUGAGGUCUGGACUUUGACUGGGCCAAUGCACCUUGAUUAUUUCCCUUUUCAGGCAUUCUGUUGUAGAUUUGCUUGUGUACUUGGGAUCAUUGUCCUGUUGUAUGACCCAAUUUUUACCAGGCUUGAGCUGUCUGACAGAUGGCCUUACAUUUGACUCUAUAAUGCUUCAGUAUACAGAGGAGUUAAUGGUCAACUUAAUGUCUGCAAAGUUCCCAGGUCCUGUAGCUGAAAAACAAACCCAAAUUAUCACCCCUCCACCACCGUGCUUGACAGUUGAAAUUAGGUGUUUCAGCUGAUAUCCUAUGUUUAGUUUUCACCAAUUGUGGCGUUGUGCAUAAUGACCAAACAUUAUCACUUUAGUCUCAUCUGUCCAAAGGACAUUGUUCCAGAAGUCUUGUGGUUUGUUCAGAUGCAACUUUGCAAACCUAUGCCAUGCUGCCAUUUUCUUUUUAGAGAAAAGAAGCUUUCUUCUGGCAACCCUUCCAAACACACCAUGCUGGGUCUGUCUUUUUCUAAUUGUACUGUCAUGAACUUAAACAUUUAACAUGCCAACUAAGGCCUAUAGUGUCUGAGAUGUAACUCUUGAUUUUUUUUUGCAAUUUCUCCGAGCAUUGCACGGUUUGAGCUUGUGGUGAAUUUGCUGGGACUCCUGGGAAGAUUGUCAGCUGUCUUUAAUGUUUUCAACUUUUGUAUAAUCUUUUUCGAUGUAGAAUGAUGGACUUUAAAUUGUUUCAAAAUGGCCUUAUAACCCUUCCCAGUUUGAUGGGCAGCAAUAAUUGAUUCUCUAAGAUCAUUGAUGAUGUCUUUCCUCCUUAAAACACACCUGAAUACUCAAGACCAGCAAACUGCUAAAACUUCAGCUUUUAAAGAGCACAUUUUGAUGAUCAAUUUUGCCACUUAAUUCCUAUGGAAGCAGGGAGGCUUUACUUAGUUUUUCACACAUGGCUUCUCCAUUUUGACUUAAAAAAAAAUAAAAAUUUAAUGAUACAGUGUAAUAUGUAAUGUGUUGUUCAUUUGAGGUUGUAUUUACCUAAUUUUAAGACCUACUAAGGAAGAGAUGAUUAUGUCCUGAUAUGUAAAACCAUAGAAUUCAUAGUGUUUGUCUGUCUGUCUUCAACUCUGUUGAUGUUUUGCCAAGCUUUUAUAUGUAGCUCUUAAGCUAUUGUGAAGCUGCAGCCACCAUGGUUUCUUACUGACUAAAGCAGGGGUAGGCAACCUUUGGCACCACUACAAACGUUGUGGACUACAUAUCCUAUAAUGCAGGCUAAGCAUGAGGGAAGAUGUAGUCCACAACAUCUGGAGUGCAAAAGGUUGCCUAAUCCUGGACUAAAGUUUCUAAAAGCAGUUGAAAUUUCACGACUGCAUGAUAUAUUUAUUAGCUGACUCUUUUAAAGAGCCUCUUUUUUUAUUGACUUUUUAUGCCAGAGAUUAACAUCUUAACUCACUUUCACAAUUAAGAUUAUUUAGGACCAUCAUAGUUGUAAAAAAUCAAUUAAUAUAUAUAUAUUGAUUUUUAUUAUUUUCCUUAGUUUAUUCAUAAAGAAUGUUUAGCUGUUUGAGCAAAGGUAAAAAUUGAUGAUUCAACUGCCCACUUUAAUUUUUUUUAUUUUUUUUUAAAUAAUUCACUCUUCUCUCUACUUAUAUAGGUUCUUGCAGCAAAGUUUGAGAAAUAAGAGCUUGCAGAUGAAUGACUAUAAAAUAGCUUUACUGUGUAAUGCAUAUUCCACAAACUCUGAAUGUUUUACAUUGCCCAUGGGAGUUCUGGUGGAAACAAUUUAUGGCAAUGGAAGUAUGAGGAUACCGCUACCUGGGACAAAUUGCAUGGCUUCAGGAUCCAUAACCCCACUGCCAAUGAAUCUCUUGGACUCGCUAACUGUUCAUGCAAAAAUGAGGUACUUUUUGCCCUGAAACUCUCUAAUUACUUACAUAGUUAUCCUAUGUGCAUGCUGUCAUAUAAACUAGAGACAAUGUCUGGGAAGAUGAAGGUAUGUGUAUCUUUUAAAAGAUGUAUCGCUGAAAGGUUGUGAUCCUGGCAGCCCCCUCUCUCCCUCCCCUCCUCCCCAAUCCUUCUAACCCCGCUCAGACUUUCUGUGGCUGUAGGGGCCAGUGCUACGAUUUUUAGCUACACAGACGAAGAUGCAUUUUGCCGCUCAAAAAAAUAAAAAGCAUCUUAACCUGUCUUCUUGUAAUUUGAAUUUCUUAACCCUUUUGUGCUCUAGUGCAUUUUAUUCCCCCUUUAGUGUGUCUUAUAACCCCCUUUGUGUGCCUAUUACCUCCAGACCUUUUCUGUGUCUCAUUCUUACUCUUAAUUUGAAGCAUAUAAUAUAAAAUUGUUAUGGUAUAGUGCAAAAUUUUGGAAUAUCCCUUUCAAUAAUUAAUUAGUACAUGUGUGAUAUUGAUGUCAUACAUGUUUUAUAAUGUAUUUCCUUAAUAUUUAUGUUCCCUCCCACCAACAGCCUCAUCCACAGCAUUGCUACCAGAGUGAUUAAACUGGCUCAUGCCAAAUCCAGCCUUGCUUUGGCUCCAGCACUAGUGGAAACAUACAGUCGCUUGUUGGUUUAUAUGGAAAUAGAGUCCCUCGGCAUCAAAGGAUUCAUCAGUAAGUUUUCCUUGGUUUUGACUAUUUAAUUAAAUAAUUGAUUUUGUGAUUUUUCCUUUUGCUUGAAAUGCAUAAACUCUAUGUAAUCAAGUUCACAUUUUUAAAACCGUAAUAGUAGCAUAGCUAACUUUUACAAUGAUUGAUAAUGUCAGCCAACAUUAGGACUCAAGCAUAGCAAGAAAUUCACCAGCUUUCCUGCUCACAAAGAACCCACCUAGCACUAAUGCCGAAUUACUACAAUGUCACACCUGUGAUCUAGUGUAAAAUAAAAUAGAUCUAGUAGGCUAUGCCAGUGUUUCCAAAACCAGUCUGCAAGAUCCACCAACAGUCCAGGUUUUGUCAUGAUGUCCCUUGGAAUGAAACAUGGAAAUUCAUAAAUCCUGGUUUGGGAACCACUAGUCUACGUGAUAAAUCUUUUCUUUCAACUUUCUAUAUAUGAUAAACUCUUGUUAAAAUUUGGUAACGAGAAAUCAUUCAGCUUUCUGAUUGUAAUACAUUAGCACUGCAGAAUAGUGAGACACAGCACAAGGUUUACAUUGUGUGGAUAUACAGAUGACAUUACCUUGAUAAGAAAUUUUACACUAUGUCAAAGGGUUCCACGGGUUUAAAGGAACACUCUCAUGUUAAAAUUGAAUAUGUUAAUUUGCAACUUUAAAGUGUAUAUUUUUUUUUAUUUGAGAUUACUGUGCCUUCCAUAUUAGAAUAAAAAGUUACAAUCCCAUCCCCCUCUCCCUCCACAAACAUCUGCUCCUAAUCCAGUGAAGUUAUCAGUUCUGUUUGUUAAAUCAAAUGCUUCUCAUAGAAAAGCAUUGAGAACACCAGGCGUGUGAAUUGCAAUUGCUGAGCUUGGUCAGUCCAAUGCUUCGCAUAGAAAAGUGAUAAAUCCAAUACUUUUCAUAUGCAUUCGCCUGAUUUGGUGUCCUCAUGUGUUAAUGAAAUGACCGUGAUUUAGAUUGUCAGAUCAACUGAGUAUUAUCCAUAUCCCAAAACUUAAAGAAUCAAAUUAUCAAGCCCCUUAUGACAAUUGUGUAAUGUUAUUUUUUGAGUAUAAUAAAUCUUUUCCAUAAAAGUCAUAUGAAGAGGUGUUGGAAGGUGACUGAUCUUUAAACGUUUACAGUCCUUGCAUAAAAUGAUUUUAAUUAACAUGCUAAUUUGUUUAGGCCAGCUCUUGCCUACUGUUUUUAAAUCGCAUGCAUGGGGAAUCCUUCACACCCUCCUGGAAAUGUUCAGCUACCGAAUGCACCAUAUCCAGCCUCACUAUCGAGUGCAACUCCUGAGUCACCUCCAUUCACUUGCUGGGGUUCCACAAACCAAUCAAAACCAGCUCCACCUCUGGUGAGUAUGUGGAUAGAGGAUAUCUUUUUCUAAAGAAUGCAAAUGACUUGGUAAAUUGUAACAACGCCGGAAAAGGAUUGAAUUAUAUAAAUCUCUGUUUUGUGUGGCAUGAUUAACAAGAUCUUUAUAUAUAUAUAUAUAUAUAUAUAUAUAUAUAUAUAUAUAUAUAUAUACACACACAUUUCUCUCAUUUUGUCUAUUAAUGAAACAAUAUACAUUCCUUAAGUUAAAGUGUCCAACAGGCCUUUCUUUAAAAAAAAAUAAUUUAUAGUAAUAUUAGACAUUUUGUAUCCAAUUAAGACUUUACUCAAGAACAUCUCAUGUGCAGAUGAAAGCCAGCCAUAUAUAUAUAUAUAUGUAUGUAGUCCACAACAUCUGGAGUGCAAAACAACCAGUGUGAGCAUUACAACCACUUUAAUGUCCCCUAACCAUGUGAAAAGUAAAAAAAAAACAAAAAACCUUUAAACACUUACUUGGUCCCAACGGCAAUGUGUCUCUGUGCUGGGUCGGGCACCACCUCCAACGUCAGGCGAUGGGGGGAGCCAAAUGUGCAUGCCUGAUGAGCAUUGCACACACAUCAUGCCUUCCCUCUAGGAAUGCAUUGACUAUGGAUGAAUAUGACUAUUGACUAUGGACACUGGAUGUCCUCAUGCAAAGCGUAUGUAUGUCUAGCGUCGUUUCACUGAGGUUUUUCUCAAAUGGAACAGAGACGCUGCAACCAGACCACUUAAAUGAGGUUUAAUGGACAUUAUAGUCAUCAAAACAUUUUAAGCUUAAUGAAACAGUUUUGGUGUAUAGGUCAUGACCCUUAAGUCUCACCGCCCAAUUCUCCACCAUUUACAGGUUAAAUCACUUUUGUUUCUGUUCAUGCAGGCAUAGCCACACCUCCACUGACUGUGACUCACAUAGCCUGCAUGAAAAGAAAUGGUUUUACUUUCAAUCAGAUGUAACUUACUUUAAAAGUUUUUUUUUAUUUUCUGCUCUGUAAAUUGAACUUUAACCACUUCAGGACCGGAAUGUUUUGGCCAUGUUGUACGUUAAGGACUAGAGCUGUUUUACCACUUUUGUGGAGUUUGUGUUUAGCUGUAAUUUUCUUCUCUCUCAUUUACUGUUCCCAUUUAAUUUAUAUAUUGUUUUUUUUCAAUCAAGAAGGGCUUUCUUUACAUAUCAUUAUUUGUAUCAUGAUGUAUAAUUUACUUUAAAAAAAUAAAAUAUGGUGAAAAAUUGGGAGAAAAAAAAUGUUUUUUUUAACUUUUACUUGAAAAAUCUUUUACUUAUCUACAAACGCUAAUGAAAAAAACUGCUAAAUAGAUUCAAAAUGUUGUCCUGAGUUUAAAAACACCCCGUGUUAACAUGCUUUUUUGCAAGUUAUAGGGCUAUAAAUACAAGUAGGAUAUUGCUUUUUCAAAAUAUAUAUUUUUAAAAUUUAUCAAUAGUGACAUUGUAACACUGUUAUCUGUCAUAAAUAUCUGAAUCACACCUCCCAUGUACAUAUUUUUUUUUUUUUUAAAGUAGACAACCCAGAGUAUUCAAUUUGGGGUAUGUCCAGUCUUUUUUAGUAGCCACUUAGUCACAAACACUGGCCAAAGUUAGCAUUUAUAUUUGUUUGUGUGUUAAAAAUGCAAAAAACUAUUAUGAAUGCAAACUUCGGCCAGUGUUUGUGGCUACUAAAAAAGACUGAACAUACCCCAAUUGAAAUACCUUGGGUUGUCUUCUUUUGCAAAUGGUAUGCCAUCAUGGGGGUUAUUGUCAUCGCUGGGCUACCAUACGCUCUCAAAGACAACAUAACCAAUUUGCUAAAUUUCAAUGUAAAAAACCCUUAUAUUUGACCCUGUAACUUUCAAAAACACUAUAAAACCUGUACACGGGGGUGGGUACUGUUACACUCGGGAGACUUCGCUGAACACAAAUAUUAGUCUUUUGAAACAGCUAAACAUAUUACAACAAUGAUAUCAUCAUUGAAACUGCCGUUUGUGUACAAAAAAACUUCACUUUCACUGACAAUAUCAUCGCUGUGAUAUCUUUUACUGUUUUGAAACUAAUUGUGUUCAGCGAAGUCUCCAGAGUAAAAUAGUACACCCCAUGUACAGGUUUUAGGGUAUCAUAGAAAGUUACAGGGUUAAAUACAGUGCUAGCAAAACAAAUUCUCUGGACUUUCGGCCUGGAUUGUCAGGCAGGUCCCUUAAAUUGUGAUCAAUAAAAUGACUUAAUUAUGUAAAAAUAUUACCUAAAUAUGAACGUAGAAUUUAAAUAUAUACAUAUUUAUAUAUUUGAACUCUACGUGUAUAUUUAUGAAAUUAGUUAUGUAAUUUUGUAUAUGGAUAUAUAUAUUUCGUAUUAUUUGUAUUUAUAUGUAUAUACAUAGAUAUAUAAUUUCAUUCUAAGUGUAUUUUGAUUAUAUAUAUAUAUAUAUAUCAAAAUACAGUUAAAAUUAAAUUUAUAUAUAUAUAUAAUUUAUUUUUAAUUUACUUAUUUAUAGUCUAUUAUAAAAUAUAUAUACACACAAUUUAAUUCUGAGUGUAUUCUGUUACUAUAUGUAUAUAUUAAUAAAAAAAUACUUAGUAUAGAAAUAUUAUAUAGAUAUAAUAUACAUAUAUAAUUAUAUUUUUAUUUAUUAACAAUUUAUUUUUCAGAAUCAAGGAGACUGCCUGUCAGUUCAGGCAGUCCCCCUGCAGGCAGAUAGACAGGUAGCUGUUGCAGCCAUGUAAACGCUCUGUUGGAGAACGAUCACAUGGCCGCUGGGGCCUAAUUCGCCAAGGGGGGACUGUCUGGGGUGUCAGGCAGUACCCCCAGACCAGGAGCAACGCCGAUCACGGGUGGGGGAGCGGCGGCGAUCGGGUAAGUAAAUAUUACUGUUAUCACGGUUCAGGACAGUCAUUGGUCUUCAAGGGGAUUUUUUUGAUGACAGUCCUGAACCGUCAGCAGUCCUUAAGGGGUUAAUUACAUACAAAAGGCUCCUGCAGAGUCUAGAAAGCUAUUAACAGAACAGGAGAUAUGAAAUUCUAAAUUAAACAGUAUUUUCAAUACAGGAAGUGUAAGCAUUAGAUGACUCUUUGCAGGAAAUGUUGGAAGGCUAUGUAAGUCACAUGCAGGUGACUUACAUAGGGUGGUGUGACUGAGGCUGCAUAAACAAAGUGAUUUAACUCCCAAAUGGCAGAGAAUUGAGCAGUGAGACUGCAGCGGCAUUAUCUACACACCAAAACUGCUUAAUUGAGCUAAAGUUGUUUUGGUGACUAUAGUGUCAGGAAAACAUACUCGUCCCACUCCUGUGGCGCUGAGGGGGUAGGAAGUGGUUAAUCCCUUACCUUUUUCCCAGCGCUGGGACUCUCCUCCCUCUUCUGACAUCCCUGGCUGAAUGCGCAUGCGCGGCAAGAGCCACGCGCGCAUUCAGCCAGUCUCAUAGGAAAGCAUUCUCAAUGCUUUCCUAUGGACGCUGGCGUCUUCUCACUGUGAAAAUCACAGUGAGAAGCGCGGAAGCCCUCUAGCGGCUGUCAAUGAGACAGCCAUUAGAGGCUGGAUUAACCCAUAGGUAAACAUAGCAGUUUCUCUUAAACUGCUAUGUUUACAGCAAAAAGGGUUAAACCUAGCUGGACCUGGCACCCAGACCACUUCAUUAAUCUGAAGUGGUCUGGGUGCCUAUAGUGGUCCUUUAAGUGGUCUGGGUGACUAUAGAGUUCCUUUAAAUGUUCAGUAUUGAUUAUUGAGAACUACUUAGAUAUAUUAAGCAGUGGCUGUGAGCCAAAUUCCAAGUCAGUAUUUUGUGUUCAGCUCUCAAUGUCUCAUUGAUCUGCUGGAGUGGUUUUCUUCUCAACAUCUAAAAACUGUGUGCAUUAACAACAUAACAAACAAGAUACUGAUUUCAGGGCCAGAUUUCCACAAGCUUUCUAGUAUACUGUUAAAAUUGAUGUAAAGUAUUGUUUUUUUAAAGUAUCUACAGACUACCUAGUUUGCUUUGGUGGUUUCAUUACACAAGAUAUUUUUAUUCUGCAUUCAUUUUUUGAAAGUGAGGAUAUGAAUGUUAACAGUCUUCCAGAUAAAACACUUGCAGGGUUAUUCAGUAAACUUUUCACCUGGACUUUACAAAUCUCUGGAAAAAUAGAUGAACGGGGAAGCAGAUGAUUUGCAGUGUUAACAAAUGUUCUCUUUUGGUCUAAUAUUGUGGAUUCCUGACCAGUUUAUUCACUAAACAGUGGAUUACUUUGUACAAUUCAGACUACAAAUGUCAAGCUGAGUUGGGGAAUUUGUCCUACCCCACUAUAUUGGCCACAUUUUUUACAUUUAGCUUUCAUUUCAGUACAGUUCAGUUUUCCAUUCACAACAACAGAGCAGUUGCUAUAGAUACAUCCUUUGACUUUUUAUUGGGUGAGAAUUGUGCACCAUGAAUACCACCCUAACAAUAAUUUCAUUUGACCUUGCUACGAUGAAUCCAUAAGCAGACAUUGUGUAAAGGUAUUUGCUGGGUAGUAGCAUAUUAACGUAUCCACUUUGUGGUUCCUACAUUGGAAUUCAGCGGUUUAACAGUUGUGAAUCAAUCCAGUAGAUAAUAGUUUGAUAAAAUGACAAUGUUUGGUUUAUAUAAAGAUGGACGGUAAGCAAAGCAUUAUUUUAUCUUAUUUUAAUUUUAGAUAACGUAUUGUCCUAUCUCUCUAGGUCCCUGCUAGAACUCUUUAAGUUUUCAUGUUUUGAACUAUCCUUUCAGUUUUAUGUAUGGAUAUAUUGGCUAAGUUUAAGAUCUAACGGCAAAGAACUGUUAUUUUCAAAUUUAUUUUUAGUUAACAUUUGUCUUUAAACCUAGACAGUAACUAAUGGUAUGUGUAGAGAAUAAAAGGGAAAAUGGGGAAAUAUUCCCCACCCACUGUGCAACUUUCACCUGUAAAUGUCAAUGUUAUACCAUAAAAUGUACACAUUCUUAUUCAUUUAUUAUAUCAAAAAAAAUUAGCGUGUUUAAAUUUAAAUUCUCUUCAGACAUGUGACAUUUCUUGCAUGUAUUUAUACACUUUGUUGUAUAUAUUUUUUCUAUUUUUUUUUAUUUUUUAGUAGCUUGAAAUAAAAAUUUUUCUUUUUUUUUUUUUCAAAUGGAACAACAGAAACAGUUUUGAAAAUAUGAAGCUUGUUAGGUUAAAAACCCCAACAUUUUUGUGAUCUUCGCUUUAUCAAGACCCAUAUUUUUUGCAUUGACUAAGCCCUAAUUUUUCAAGUUCUGUAAUAAAAUAAGCAGAUUUUGUCUAUGAAAUAAAUUUUGAACCAAACACAUACCAUAAUUGUCCACUAAUUAUUUUUUUUUAAUUUUUUUUAUUGUAGUGUUGAGAGCACUGCUUUGAGAUUGAUCACAGCUCUUGGCAGUUCAGAGGUGCAACCACAGUUUACCCGUUUCUUGAGCGAUCCCAAAACGGUUUUAUCAGCAGAGUCGGAGGAGCUCAACAGGGCUCUUAUUUUGACUCUUGCAAGAGCUACACAUGUUACAGGUACUUUUAACUAUUAGAUGUACAAUUGCAAAACUUUCAAGUUUCUAUUAUUUUGCUUUUCAACUUCAGUUAUUCAUAUGUUAGAUUACAUUUAAAGGCAUUCUUUUCCAUUAUAUGUACAGAUAUAUUUAUUUGUGCAUUAAAAACAAAGUUCCAAAGUGUCUGUGAGCAUUAAAUUAAAACAAUUACUGGCAAUGUAACACUUUUUUGAGCACAUUUUCCAGAAGAAAACUCAUUACCGCAACAGUCUGAAAAUAUCACUACCAUUAGAAAAGUUUAUAUAUAAUCUGAUUUUUUUUUUUUGUGUAACAGUCACGCACAGUUCCUUGACUUGAAUCAAAACAUCUCUUUGGGAAGCAUUCAGCAUCUCCAUGCAGAGCUUGGAGACCCUGCACACUUUGCAGCACUGACUUAGGAAGCACCUCUAGUGGUUGUCUGAGGAGUGGACACUAAAGGUUUUCCUAGGCAGUAAUGUAAACUCUGCCUUGACUCUGAAAUUACAAAGCCUGCAGCGCUGUAGACACCAGAAUAAUUAGACAAAAGGAAGGAGAAGGGAGGCAGUAGAAUAAUAUAAAGAUUCUAGAGGGCUGAAAGAGCAGGGCAUGAACCCAAAUACUAAGUUAAUAAAAAAAAAAUGGAAGGAGAGAACAAGCUCUUAACCCUGGAGUACAAGUGGUAGUAUGUUUAAAACGUAACUUUUAAUGUUGUAAUAAAUAAAGAGUAUAUAGAGACAAUAUAUUGUUUUACCACUAGAUGGAGACAAAGCUUAACCACACUAGGAAAGGGAGCGAUCAGAGCAAAAGAUACUUUGCGCUCUAUGUGCAAUAUAUACAAUGUAACAAAAAAGGGGAAAGUGCAAAAUCAAACAUAAUAUACAAAUAUUGGGUUAACUCUGUGAUAUGUAUGGGGAGAUAGUAUCUGACUGAGCUGAAUGGCGCUUUUAAAAGAGGACAGUGUCCUGUUAGAAAAUCAAAAGCGAUUUGUAAUCGUUUAUCACCAGGAUGCAACAUGGUAUUAUAACAUCAUGAUUACAAAAACAAAAACAGAAAGUAACUGUAACGAGUGUGUUAAAAAAUAAGCUUAGUCAUAUCUACAAAUGCUCGCAGUUUAGGGAAUAAGAUCCAUGAACUUGUGGCAAUAAUGGCAACUGAUAAUGUAGAUUUAGUUGCUGUCUCCGUAAGACAUGGCAUACUGAUAAAAAUGACUGGGAUGUAGCAAUACCAGGGUACUCUUAUAUAGAAAAGACAGAGAAGGCAAGAAAGGAGGAGGGGUGGUCCUGUAUGUGAAGGAUAGCAUAAAAUCUAGCCUAAUAAAAGUUAGUGAGGCGAACAUAGUCCGUUUGGGUUACGUUAGAAUUUGGUAAUCACACAGUAACUCAUGUAGGUGUGAUUUAUUGGUCCCCAGGACAAAUAGAAGAGUUAGAUAAUCUACUAGUUGAGGAAAUAGCUAAAAUGACAAUGAAGGGGGAAGUUAUCAUCAUGGGUGACUUUAAUGUUCCUGUUGUUAACUGGGAAUCCAAACUAGCUGCUUGUGCCAGGAGCACACAUAUUCUAAACUCCCUACUGGGAUUGUCUCUAAAACAACUUGUUGAGGAACCAACUCAUAAGGAGGCCAUACUAGCUUUAGUGUUUGCAAAUGGAGAUUUGGUAUCGUAUACUACUGUAGGUGAAAGUUUAGGAUCUAGUGAUCAUCAGACACUGUGGUUUAAUAAGAACAGUGACUGAGUCACACCACACAAAAACAAAAGUUUUAGACUUUAGAAAAACACUUUUCUAAAAUUAGAAUAUGUGUAAAGGAGUCCUUGUCAGACUGGAGCAGUUUAAAUGGAGUCCAGGAGAAAUGGGAUUAUCUAAAAGUUCCACUGCUGAAGGCAACAGAAAAUUGCAUUAGGCUUGUCAGUAAAAGCAAAAAAAUUAAGAAAACUCUGCAGAUGUGGCCAAAAUAGUAAAAAACUAAAAGUUAGCAUUUAGUAAUUUUAAAAAAAAAAACGCCUAGAGUGAGGAAGGCAGAAUGAUGUAUAAGAUUAGGCAGAAAGAGGCUAAGCAAGUUAUUAGAGCCUCCAAAGCGCACACAGAAGAGAAAAUAGCACCGUCAAUAAAAAAGGGGGAUAAAACAUUUGUUAGAUACAUAAAUGAGAAAAGGAAAGUAAAACUACGAUUAGUUAGAUUAACCCCUAAAGGACACCGCUUCAGAAGCUUGACUUACGCUUAAUGACACAAGCAAUUUUUGCAUUUUCUUGCUGUUUGCAUUCAACUGCAAUUUGCAUCUCUCUCAUUUAUUGCACCGACACAUAUUAUAUACUGUUUUUUAAAGGACAGAAAGGGCUUUAAUUUGAUAUAACAUUAUAUAUAUAUAUAUAUAUAUAUAUAUAUAUAUAUAUAUAUAUAUAUAUAUAUAUAUAUAUAUAUAUAUAUAUAUAUAUAUAUAUAUAAAUGCUUACUUAUUAUAAAAAAAAUACAGAAAAAUGCAAAAAAAAUUAAAAAUAUUGUUUUUUUUUACAGUUUUUGCAAUAAUAAUGUGUGCAUAAUUAGUGCAGGUUAAGGAAAGUAAUUAAAAAUAAAUUAUUUAUUUGUUCUGAUUUACAGAAUAUAUAAUGUGUCUGGGAUUUUAAGUUUUUUUUUGGUAGUUACAGGUCACAAAGCACAAGGAGUAAAAUAAACUUUUAAUGUGGAGCGAUUUUAGAAUUUGGUAUGUUUGUCUUGUAAGUUUAAUAGCCAUAAAAGAAAACAAAAUUGCCACACAAAAGUAUAUAUUUAUAUAAAGUAGACAUCACGGGCUAUUUACCUAAGGUUGUUUUGACACUUUCUACGUAGCCAUUUCACCGCCAACCUCUGCUAAAUAUUGGAGUAAAAUUGUGUUCUUUUUGGUUUUUGGCACACAAACUUAUAACAGAGAAAUUCUCGUGUAUAUUUUGUAAAGUUGGUGUGUGCUAUUCCUGUACAAAGUUUUAUUUUGUGUUCAGUUACAUCUGCUGAGUAAAAUGACACCCCAUUGUAUGUCUUUUGCACUAUUUCGUGAAGUUACAGUGCCAUACAGGAUACCUGUCCUUUUCAGUAUUCACAGUAGAAUUUUGAGAGAUGAAUUUAAUGAGCCUUAGCUUCCAUUUGGGGUAUUAUAACAGUUUGACUGUUCAAAAAACCCCCACAAAGGCCUACCAUUUGUAAAAGUAGACACUCCAGGGUAUCUUAUAAGGUGCAUAUUGUGCCUUAACAUGCCCCCAUUUUUUCACCAAUAUAUGCCAAAGUAUGUGGUAAAAGAAUUAUUUUGUGCAUUUUUUACAUACGGAUUGCAUUUUUGCUGGGCGUUUUGUAUAUUUCAUAUGUGCCACUAAGUUCAAACCUCCCAAAUUAUGCUCAGCUAAGUCUUUUGAGUAAAAAUACACCCCCAAUGAAUGUCUUUGUCACUAUUUUGUGAAGCUACAGUGCCAUAUAGGAGACCAAGCCAUAUCCGUUUUUACCAAACUUUGAAUUUUGACGCUGGGCCUAUGUGCAAUUUCCAAGCAUCUUCGCAGGUUUUAAAUUCAAACUACCCCACAAAGGCCUACCAUUUCUUAAAGUAGACACCCCAGGGUGUUUCAAAAGGUAUAGUUUGAACCUUAGCGUGGGAUCAUUUUUCCGCUAGCUUGUACCAGAUGUAGUGGUAAUAAGCGUUUUUUCUGCCUUUUUGACAUACAAAGUGAGUUUGCACAGUAUAUUUUGCAAACCUUAUGUGUGCUACGACUGUAUAAUACUUCAUAUGUUGCUCAGCUAUGUCGGCUGAGUACAGCAAUACCCCCGUAUGUACCUUUGCCAGGUAUGUGUGGACAUCGGAGGGGCACAUUUGGGACACAGCCAUUCCAGUUUUUUCAAACUUUGAAUUUUUAUGCUGUGCCUAUGUCCCAUUUUAGAGUAUUUUACCAGGCUAUAUAAUCCAAAUUCCCCAUAAAGCCAUACCAUUUCUUAAAGAAGACAUCCCAGGGUAUUUCAAAAGGCAUAUUUUGAACCUUAGCGUGGGAUCAUUUUUCCGCUAGCUUGUACCAAGUGUAGUGGUAAUAAGCAUUUUUUCUGCCUUUUUGACAUACAAAGUGAGUUUGCGCAGCAUAUUUUGCAAACCUUAUGUGUGCUAUGACUGUAUAAUACUUCAUAUGUUGCUCAGCUAUGUCGGCUGAGUACAGCAAUACCCCCGUAUGUACCUUUGCCAGGUAUAUGUGGAUGUUGAAGGGGCACAUUUGAGACACAGCCAGUUUUUUUCUAACUUUGAAGUUUUACGCUGUGUCCAUGUUUCAAUUUGGAGUAGUUUAGACGGUUGGUUAUUGAAACUUCCCCACAAACACAUACUAUUUAUUAAAGAAUACACCCUGGGGUAAUUCAAAAGGCAUAUUUUGUACCUAAAUAAAAGGGUAAAGAGUAUGUUAGAGAUGGUUUAUAUGCCUGAUUGAAACCCCAUGUUCAGUUUUAUUCUGCUCAAUAUAUAUAUUAUACUAACCGAGAAAUUUUGUUUAGAUUUUUUCACAGGUUCUGAAUCAAUCCAAGGUACAUGGUGCAAAGAUAUUCUGCAGACCAUUAUUAGUUUCACACCGCAUAACUGGGCAUUGCAUACAUUGAGCUGUUUUCCAGCACCACUGCAGGUAACUUUGGAUGUGUACAACUGUGUUUGAUAUCAGUUACAGGAAGAUUAUAGUGUUAGGAACACUAUUCUGUACUCCAAACUUUAUAAUAUUCAAAUCCCUACUUGUAUGCAGGUUCAAAGUAAUAUUUUAUAAAAUAUUAAUUUACGUAACAUUUUACAGCACCAUGGCUCAAUAGGUGCUUUUUAGCCCUCUGCAUUCUGACAGCCACAGGAGGAGGAGUUAACUGUGCAAUGGAAACUUUGCAGUUUCUAAUAAGGGAGUUAAGAGGACAGCGACAAUGUUAAACAAAGAUCUGCACACCAGUCCCACAGAAAUCACAAAUCGGCAGUGAUGUUACUACCGCAAAGGAUUCUGGGUGGGCAUAUGCAAAUAAGUUCAACAAAGAAUACAUUUUUUGCCUCAUUCCAUUUUAAACAUGGAUUCCUUUGAGUCUGUCUUUGCUGUAUACAACCGCUUUCAAACACAAUUUAGGAAAAGAUGCUAAGCCAGUGAACCACUCACGGACAGCUGUUUCAUUGUUAAUGCAAAUCAUCAGCAUGAGGAUGGUUACACGUUUGCUUAUUGAGGCUUUUGAAGCAAAAACCCAAAAAGGUGUUAUAUAUACACCCCCCUUAAUGCUCUUAAAUCCAUAAUGCUGGCAAAGCAUCAUGGGAGGUGUAGUCCAAAACAUCUGGAGUGCAAAAGGUUGCCUAUGCCAGCUCUAGGAUGUUGAGAUAUAUAUAUAUAUAUAUAUAUAUAUAUAUAUAGAUAGAUAGAUAGAUAGAUAUAGAUAUAGAUAUAGAUAUAGAUAUAGAUAUAGAUAUAGAUAUAGAUAUAGAUAUAUAGAUAUCUUACACAUUGGAAAAUAUUAUGUAGAAUCAUAUUUUAUAUAGUUAAUGGAAAACUCCAAGCCCUAUAACCACUACAGCGCACGGUAGUAGUUAUGGUGCCAUGAUUGGCCCAAUGCUCUCCCCAUUGUAAGGAAUCAAACCAGUAUUGCAAACGUUUAACAUCUAACCUGCGGUCUGCCUGACACUUCUCCAUGCCUUUACUACCCACACCAGAUAGACAGAAUUUUGUUACCCGAGAUUAUCAGCUGAUAAAAAUCAUGGUCUGGUAAUGAAGUGUACCAACAGGUUUGACUCAUUGUAAUAGGAGGUACCACGGCAUGAACUGUAAUAGUUAUGAUGCUCUGAGUGUCUCGUUUCUAAAUACUAUUUAAAUACAGCUUGUUGUGAUACCAAUUGUUUUAGGGCCAUCAUGCUAACUUGCAAUAUGGUAUACAAUGUAUUUUGUCUGUUAUAUAUGCAACACAUCGUUGACUGCACUUUUUUACAAGACCAUUACUUUUAUUGUUAAGUAAAUGGCUAGCUUUCUGUAACUACCUGACAUAGAAACUAGAGUACCAGAAUGUAUACACUCUAUACACAGUUUCCCAUUAAAUUAUUUACCUUAUUAAGAAUUUUGUGGAUUGUUUUUCUCAUGUCCAACAUUUUUACCUCUGUAUCUUGUUGGUAUUGUUGGCAUUGUUAAUGGACACAAAUUUUAGAAUUUUAUUUAAUUUUUUUUAUUUAUUUUUUUAUGAACAGGCAUUCUUCAAGCAGAACAAUGUACCACAAGAAAGUCGCUUUAACCUAAAAAAGAAUGUGGAGGAAGAAUAUCGGAAGUGGAAGUCUAUGACUAAUGAAAAUGACAUCAUCACACACUUCUCCUUGCAGGGAUCACCCCCUCUUUUCCUCUGUCUUCUCUGGAAAAUGCUGUUAGAAACUGAUCAAAUCAACCAAAUUGGUUAUCGGUAAAUAUAUUUAUUUAGUCUCUAAUUGCUCUUAUUAUAGUACAUUUGUUCAUUUUACAGCAUCUAAGCAAGUGCAUAAGAAUUGAUUUUAAAUCAUUAAUUGGAAUUCCUAGUUCCUAUUGUUUCUUUCAGGAGCUUUGUGUGAAAUAAUUGUCAAAUGAUUUUUGCUCUGGGGGAGCAUUGGAUUCUAAGUGUUGGCAUGUGUAAGGCUUUUGUUCUCUCAGAUGAAACGGCAUAACUUCUAUGCUACAUAAAUUAGAAGCAUCUCUUUUUCUUUUAUUGUGUAGAAUCUUAAAUAUACAGAUAUUUAAGUAUUUGACAAACGUAAACCCACACCUCUUUGUUAUAAUAAUAACAAAUCAGAAUAGACACAUAACAGUAUAGUUUUCUCUGUGGGUAAAUUUAUUUGCUAGAAAAGCCUAUUGGGCCUAGUGUUCCCAAUUAUGAUAGGCCGACAGGCUCCGAUAGAAAGUACUAUACCAGCCAUACUCCCGAGUGUUCUGAAUAUCUGGUGGAGAUGGUGCUGGAAGGACACUAGCAGAAUACAUUUUACACACACCUUGUCAAUCUCUCUCUUCCACCUCUUAACCCAAUAUACUUGUCCAUCCUACAAGCUCCAUAUCUAUUGACUCCCCUCUCUCACAAACUCUGAAUAAUCUCUCCUCAAGACUUGCUUUUCCACUCCUCUAUUUCCUUUUUGACUAGCAGGCAGAAGCUUGCUCCUGGUAUGCAGCAUGGGACAGAGAAAGAGGUGGAUGUACUUAAUGUAGAAGGAAGAGACAUGCCACACAGUGCACAAAGUCAUAGCACAAGUUUUGUUCUUCUACAUAUAGGCUGCAGCUCCAUUAGCCCCUGUGUUAAUCCAGCCCUUUGUAAAUAGAGUUUAAGUCAUAGCAUAUUUAGCACAGCUAGAUCAAUUAAUUUUGUGUGUUGUAACUCAUGGAAGGCUAUCCCACAUUAGACAAAAUUACACAAUUGACAAAAUGAGAUACUAAAUUACUAGGUAAACUUGAUAACUAUGCUAUUUGAAGAACUAUGAUUUACCUUGAUUAUCUGUCGCAAUAUGAAAAAGCAAUUGCAAGUUUGGAAGCUUCAACAGUCUGUAAAGAGUCAAGAACCAAAAGUCAGAUACUAGAUGACCUGCAAGUUUCAUCCAAUAUCUGGCAAGUGCAUAAAAUAAGACCUCUUCAUCCACAGUCACACAAGUCUCUGGUUCUAGCUCAUCCAUACAUAAAAUACAAUAAAGCCGUCUCAUAAACUGCAUAGUACAGUGCACAGUAUCACUUCAAGUAAUUUUAAAACAUACAGCUUAAAAAUUACCGUUAAUAAAGAAAAUGUAUCAAGCUCCUUUAAAAAGGUUGUUUAGAGGGCUGUAUCGUUAGGUGAUUAACGCUGACCAACUGAUGAUAGCAACAAAUAAAUGUAUCUUAAACUUGGAGUCAUUUAAUACCAAUAUUAGUUAGAGGUCCCAAGAGACCCCUGUUUAAAGGCGGGCGAGCCCCAUCUAUAAAAUAUAGAUGAUUUUAAGGGUAUUCUACCCUGGUGAUCACCAUGGUAACUAUAAUUAAUUGACUCUAAAAGAUAAAAUAAAUUUUUAGAGCCAAAUCUUUGUGUCAUGUUAAUCUAAAGCAUCUCUAUUUGAAAAUUGGGCUAGAGGACCCUGAAAUCUGCCUGUGUUUGAAAUAAGGUAUUGUCUACUUUCAAAUAAGGACUUUUUAAUUUGUUUAGUUGCUGAGCUACGCACUAUUAUUUUGUCCUUAGCAGUGGUGGCGAAUAAAUGUUUCUUAAAAUGACUACUUGCACUUUGUGAUUUUAAUUACCAAGCAAGCCCUCACCAUUCAUGAGGUACUUUGGGAAAUAAAUUCUCCCAGUAGUUUUCCACUGUUCAUUGCAGUUGCUUACGUUGUGGUUUAUGCAUGAAUAUCAAUACUGUGCGAGUCAGUGCAUGAAUGUAAUGUCUUUUCUCUUUGUUUUUAGAGUUCUAGAAAGAAUUGGAGCCAGAGCUCUGGUAGCUCACGUCCGAACAUUUGCUGAUUUCCUUGUGUAUGAGUUUUCAACUUCAGCAGGAGGCCAACAGCUCAAUAAGUGCAUUGAGAUGCUUAAUGACAUGGUGUGGAAAUACAACAUUGUUACUCUUGAUAGGCUGAUCUUGUGCCUGGUAAUUAUUCUACUUUUGUCUUCUUACUCCAUGCUAAUUUUUCCAGUUUAUGUAAAGAGUUUGCUUUCAACUUACCUUGUCCAAGUGUGAGUACAACAGAGAUUUCUUUAUAGUGUUGUGGGAGGUCUACGUGAUGAAAUAUAUAUUUGUGAUUGAAUAGUUGUUUGACUGCUUUCUUUCUAUUAGGUUACUUUUUUGUCAUUCAAAUUAUGCUUUGUUUGUUUUUCUGGGAAAAUGCUAAUGGUAGUGUUUUACCCUUUUCUCCUGGUAGGGGGAGUGGUGUGCAAGUCUGCCCAUUCUACUGUGGCAAAACAAAACAUCACAAUUAUUAUAGAGACAAAGCUAUCCAUUUUCUAGUGCAUCGAUGGCUUGUUUUUGGUUUGUGUGUGUACACAAUCUUCCUUUUAUCAAAGAUUCUCUUUACCAUUAAGGGUAUUUUGGGCGAAGGCAUCUAAAACGUUACCAACUUUCCUGAUUUUCAGUCUCUUUAAAGGACAAUUCUCACAUCAAAAACAUUUUAUAUCAGUAAUAAUUAAUUAUUGAAAGGAAAUAUUUAUUGGUUUUAAUGAGGGGUGUGUGUGUGUGUGUCCGUCCGUCCAUCUGUCCAUCCGUCCAUGUGUCCGUCCCUUCAGCCAUACACAUGCACCAGGGAAGACUAUAGGGACUGUCCGUGUAUGUAUAUAGAUUUAUGUAUUGAGAUACUUUUUAAAAAUUAUUUAUUAUCUAUUAUUAAAAAUAUAAAAUCUGCCAAAUGUCUUUUUAUUUUUUUUCUCCUCAGACUUCUCCACAUUAAAUAAAUGUUUAGGCUAUUUAUUUAAAUAUCCAUAAGGAAAGUGUUAUAAUCUACACAUGCAUUUAAAUGAAAUGUAGUGUAUGGUAGACCAAUUAAAGGGACACCAUAGUCACCAGAACAACUACAGCUUAUUGAAUUUGUUCUGGUAAGUAGAAUCAUUACCUUCAGGCUUUUUACUGUAAACACUGUCUUUUUAGAGAAAAUGCAGUGUUUACAUUACAGCCUAGUGAUUACUUCACUUGCCACUCCUCAGUUGGCUGUUAGAGAUCCUUCCUGGGUAAUGGCUGCCUAAAAUGCAUCCAAACAUUCAGUGUCUCCUCCCUCUGCAUGCAGACACUGAACUUUCCUCAUAAAGAUUCAUUGAUUCAAUUCAUCUACAUAAGGAGAUGCUGGUUGGCCAGGGCUGUGUUUGAAUUGUGCUGGCUCUGCCCCUGAACUGCCUCUUUGUCAGUCUCAGCCAAUCCUAUGGGGGAAGCAUUGUGAUUGGAUCAGGCUACCACUUCUGCUGAUGUCAGCAGGCAGUGGGCAAGUCUAAAGGAAACAGGGACUAGGUUAGCAGCUGCAGACUUGAAUACAAGUAAGAUUUUACUAUAUUUAUGGAGGCAUGAGGGGACCAGGGUGGCUAGAUGGUGGUUUUAACCCUAUAGGGUCAGGAAUACAUGUUUGUGUUCCUGACCCUAUAGUGCUCCUUUAACUUUCCACUAUAUAAAUAUCUACCUCCUUUACAAUGUGAUGGUUAACAUGUGCUUUGGUGUUCUUCCUGUAGGCUAUGCGCAGUCAUGAAGGAAAUGAAGCCCAGGUGUGCUACUUCAUUAUUCAGCUGCUUCUUUUGAAACCCAAUGACUUCAGAAACAGAGUGAGCGACUUUGUGAAGGAAAAUUCUCCAGAACAUUGGCUGCAGAACGACUGGCAUACCAAGCACAUGAAUUACCACAAGGUACCGUGUAGCAACAGUAAGCUUGAAUAUGGACAUGAACUGUACUUUACACUUCAACAGGAAUUCAGCACUCUUACUUUUGUUGUGGAGAAUUUAAUUUGCAUUGGUCACAAAAAGGGAAAUGUAGCUUUAAAGGAACACUACAAACGUGUAUUCCUGACACUAGAGAUGUGAUAAUGCAUUUUAGUGAUAAUGCCUUUUUAUAUUGCAACUGUAUGCUUCCAUCUUAGCUCCCUGGCAAUCAUUGUCCUUUGCCACUAGCUGAGAAGAAGAGAAAUGCAACAAUGUUUCUCUUUACCUAUUCAUUUGCAUUGCUUACUUCUGCCUGGAACGCUGCAGCCCCGCUCCAAACAUGCACCUCGAGGAGGACACGCCCCCAACCGUGGCAUGCUAAAUCAACACGCUACCUGCAAAGAUGCUCCCUGUUGGGCUGAACGUUGCUGGAGGAAGUCUCACACCCAGGCAGACUAUCUCCAUUAUAGAUUUAUAUUGUGUUCAUACAGCGCAGCCCUUGCCCUCUCCAAACAGUCAUACUUUUCCUCUCUCAUUAGUUCAUGCUCCCGCAAUCCCAGGCGUUUGACACCUUUAACUCUCUUCUUCGCCCUGCUAUGGCCACCCCCUAAACUAACCUUACAGCAGAUAGCUUUGCAUGCUUGAAUAGCUAAGGAAAGAAUUCUCACCACCUUGCUGUUAUCGUUCUCACCACACGUUGAUCAUGCCUUUCCUACCCUUCAGACUUUCUCCCCGGCUACUGAACAAGAGGUGGCUGUGUUUCUCCUUACCUCUCUCCCCACCACUUGCCAGCUCGAUCCUGUCCCAUCUCACCUUAUCAGAUCUCUCUCCCCCUGUCUUGUGCCUUCCUUAACACACAUCUUCAACUGCUCUCUCUUCUGGCGUCAUCCCUGAGGACCUUAAGCAUGCCACUGUAGUACCUAACCUGAAAAAAACAUCAUUUGAACCGUCCUCCCACUCUAACUAUUGUCCUAUAUUCCUGCUCCCUUUUUCCUCAAAGCUUCUGGAAAGACUUGUCUUUGCCUGUAUGUCUCACUUCCUCAAUUCCAACUCUCACCUUGACCCUCUUCAAUCUGGCUUCCGCCCCCUCUCCACUCUACUGAGACUGCUCUUAUCAAAGUUACUAAUGACCUAAUCGCAGCUAAAUCCAAAGGCCACUACUCCAUACUAAUUCUUCUUGACCUCUCUGCGGUCUUUGAUACCGUUGAUCAUGCUCUCUUUCUUCAAACUCUUCAAUCACUUGGUCUCUGUGACUCUGUCCUCUCGUGGUUUUCCUCUUAUCUCUCCCAACGCUUAUUCAGUGUCUUCUUUUCUAAUGAUACCUCCUCCCCUCGUCUUGUCUCGGUUGGAGUCCCCCAAGGCUAUGUCCUUGGUCCCCUCCUAUUUCAUCUUUCUACUGCCUCUCUUGGCAAACUUAUUACCUCAUUUGGAUUCCACUACCACCUGUACGCUAAUGACACCCAGAUAUCUCUCCUCCCCUGACCUCUCCUCUGCCGUCCUGCAAUGUGUCACUGCUUGCCUUUCUUCCAUCUCACCCCUCUGUCAGUCCUUACAUUGGCUUCCUGUAUCCUAUAUGUGUCCAUUCAAAGUGCUAUGAAGCACUGAACAAUUCUAGCCCCUCUUAUAUCUCUUCACAGAUCCAUAGGUAUGCCCCUUCUCGGUCUCUCCGCUCUGCCCGUGACCUUCUCCUGUCUGCUGCUUGCACCUGUACGGCCAACUCACGCUUGCAGGACUUCUCGCGGGCAGCUCCCUUCCUAUGGAAUAGCCUGCCUACCGCCAUCAGACUCUCCCCUAGUCCUCAAUAAUUUAAAAAGUACCUUAAAAUCUCUCUUUAGGAAAGCUUAUGGCCUCCCAGAGUAACCUCUACCUCACAUACCUGUCUCUUGCUCUCUCAUAAAGGGCAGCACUUUAUUCUCUCCUCCAGCUCUGGUCACUUCUACCUUAUUUGAUUGCUAUUUCCUGUCCUAAUGUGUUUUAAACCCCACCUCCUAUAUACUGUAAGCUCGUUUGAGCAGGGUCCUCUUCUACCUAUUGUUCCUGUAAGUUUUCUUGUAAUUGUCCUAUUUAUUGUUAAAUCCCCGUUCUCAAAAUAUUGUAAAGCGCUACGGAAUCUGGUGGCGCUAUAUAAAUGGCAAUAAUAAUAAUAAUUGCUUGCCCUGGCUUUGCCUACUCAACUGGAUAAGGCUGUACUUUCCAAAAUGUUUAACCCCUUAAGGACCAAACUUCUGGAAUAAAAAGGAAUCAUGACAUAUCACACGUCAUGUGUCCUUAAGGGGUUAAAGGAACCCUGUAGUGUUAGAAAUACAAACAUGUACUCCUAAAACAAUAUGUAUAAGGCUAGUCUGUAUAGCCACAUAAGCCGUGGAAAUACCAGAUAGGUCCUAACAAAAAUGCCUAACAUAGAGCUACAAAAUUGUGGGUAACCCAAAUAUAAUACAGCAAGAAUAAAGGAAACCCUAUAAACAAGGGGGUCCUGAGGUGAAGCUCUAGUGACACAGAGGUACCCUUGUCUAGAAAAUAACUAGAGCGGGUAAGUAGACAGUAACCAGGUGUAAGGAGAAGGGGAGAGGAGGGGGAAGGUAGGUAAGGGUAUCUGUACACAAGUGGUUGGGUAUAGUCAGGAACUACAGGGAAAUACCAGUUCCCAAUGAAGCUAGCUGUAUGUCGCCCCCACACACUUGAGUCUCAAAGAAGUACAGAAAAAAACUCCUACCCACAAUAAUAGGUGUUCCCCCCCCCCCCCAUGGGAUCAGAGAGUUUCCAGAUAUAGAGUGCUAAUAAGUACCAGAGUCUAGGUUAACAUAGCAUAACCUAAAAGUAAGGAGGACUAGCCCUAAUGGUACUCUGGUACCGUGGAGGACUACACUGAUCCUACUUGAACCACAUUUCCCCCCUGCACCUGGCAAAAAUAAUGCUAAAAGUUAAAUAAUCUUAAUAAAGCAUAAGAAAACUUAGUGCUACCGGGUUUAUAAAACUAAAUAAAGUAAAGUGCUCGAUGCGCGUUUCGGUGUAUCGACACUCAGUCGUCAGGAGCUAGGUACUCCUAACCCUAUAGAGAACUGCUCACUGUUUUUUGGUAACCUGGAGAAUACUCAAGGUUGCAUAGAAAGGGAUUCAGGUUAUUAAUAUAGGUACUCCGUUUUAACAGCUGUUGAUAAAUAAGGAAAUUAGACAUUUUUCAUCCUGCAUAACUUUAGCCGAUGACUUAACGCUGAACAUGUUUUUAUAUGAGGUUUUUUUCAAUAUAUAUUUAUUAAAGGUGAAAUAAAGACUAAGUUUUAGCAAUUAUACCACAAAAUUUUUUGUCUGCUCACUGUUUAGGGUGCACUGCGCCAAUCAAAUGGUCUCCAUGAGAUUAUCUGAUUGAAUAGCCGAGUUUAACUUGGCUAUUGUGGAGGAAGCCCUCUUGUGGCUAUCAAUGUGUCAACAUGUGAGGCAUGUUAACCCUAAAAUUAAAACCUUGUCGUUCCUGCAAAACAAAUAAAAAGGAGUGUUUUCAGUUGCGGAGUUAAAACAGUAGGGGCAAGGCACCCAUACUUCAUUGAGAAAUUAAUUUAAAAUUGUUCAGUGUUUUUAUUCAAUGGUAUAAAUUCCAUGGAUGUGACCGUUCUCCUUUUAGUAAAUCAUUUUGAAAAGUACUUGAUACAUGAAACUGUGAAUGAUUUUUUUUUUCUCCAUUUUUAAUUUUUAUUUCUUUAAAGUUACAUAUUACCAUUUAGUCUUCUACACUGCAGACCUAUUUUUUUCCAGUGUUGAUUCAUAAUAAUGUAGUUAUUUUGUAUGCAUGAAUUAUUAAUCUUUGUGAUUGUCUCUUUUGAUUGAACUAAGGUUAAAAGUGAUUUGCCUAGAUAAGGGGCAAAUCAACUUGCUGAUUUGAUAUAUCUUAACAUAUCUUGUGUAGAAAUAUCAUAAAAUAAAAAUGUUUUAUGAAUCUUUACAUUAUUAAUAUCCUUGUUCUAACUACACAUUUUGUUACGGUUUCCAGAAAUAUCCAGAGAAGCUGUAUUUUGAAGGCCUGGCUGAGCAAGUAAACCCACCUGUGCAAAUCCAGCCUCAGUAUCUGCCAAUUUAUUUUGGAAAUGUUUGCCUUCGUUUCUUGCCUGUGUUUGAUAUAGUCAUCCACAGGUUUCUUGAGUUACUUCCAGUCUCCAAGUCCUUGGAAACACUGCUUGAUCAUCUUGGAGGCUUAUACAAGUUUCAUGGUGUGUACCUUCUAAUUGAUGCCAUCCCAGCACAUAUAUAAUGUCUUGCCAAAAAAUAACUACGCAUAAACAUUUUCGAAAUAGUUUGUGACCAUUUAGAAACCAACGGUCGGAACAUGCAGACUUCAAGCACCAUGACCACUUUAGUUUACUGAAGUGGUCAUGCUGCUUGGAGUAACCCUUUAAAUAUACUCCACUAAUUUAAUGCUAAAGUUUCUUUAUUUGUUGUUUAAUGAAAUGCAAAUUAAUAUUGUCACUAGGCAAACCAUUUGACCCACUAAUAUCUUGGAUAUCAUCACAUGGAAGAAGUGGUGGAGUCCAGUGUAUGCUGUGUUAUAUAAAACCACAUAUUUACUACAGAGUAGUGGGCUACCAAAUCAUAUUGGACACUGAAUAACAAUUGUUACUAUACGUUUAUAGAUCGACCAGUCACCUACUUGUACAACACACUCCAUUACUAUGAGAUGCAUCUUCGGGAGAGGACAAACUUGAAACGCAAACUUGUCCAUGCUAUCAUUGGGUCUCUGAAAGAUAAUCGACCUCAAGGAUGGUGCUUGAGUGAGACUUACCUCAAGUGUGGUAUGAAUGCCAGAGAGGACAACCCUUGGAUCCCUGACGAUACAUAUUAUUGCAAGCUCAUUGGCCGAUUGGUUGACAAUAUCCUUUUUCUUUGCUGUGUAUAUGAGGAAUAUAUUUGCAUGAAGGACAAUUAAUAUAAAUAAUUGAGUGUCUGAACUACUGUUGGGACCUGAAAGUGUUACUUCAGAUGUACUCUAAAUAAAAAAUAAAAUAAAAAAAGUAAAGUCCAGUAGGGCCCAGGUGAGAAAUGUUUCUAUAAGACUAUUUCUGUCCAACAAAGUCAACAGGUAUCCACCCAACUGAUAUUUUUGUUUAGUAAAUUAAGCGCGCGUGUGUGUGUGUAUGUGUGUGUGUAUAUAUAUAUAUAUAUAUAUAUUUAUUUUUUUUAUUUUUUUAUUAUUAUUAUUUUAUUUCCUUAAUUAUCUUUCACCCAUGGCUGGUAAAUCUCCCGGGCCUUUUCCAAACUGUGAUUGGAGGUUCAACGAGUUUCCUAAUCCAGCAGCCCAUGCACUUCAUGUUACCUGUGUAGAGCUCAUGGCUUUGGCUGUUCCAGGCAAAGAUGUUGGAAAUGCACUUCUGAAUGUUGUAUUAAAAAGGUAAAUACAGAGGUUGUCCAUUAUUGUGCUUAGAUUUUUUUAUUUACCAAACGUAGCAUUCCAGAAUUUCUUUCUUUGACACUUUUUAUAUAUGUCAAGAGAGAUGUCAUUACUCUUUUCAAGAUAUUUGCAAGAUAUUAUUGCAGAGAGAAAAGAAUACAAUACCAGUGGGAAGAAGAGGGGGGAGAAGAAUAAGGAAUACUUUUGUUUAUUAAUCUUCUGCCACAUGUAAUUUCACUAAUUAUAAAUAAUACUUAUAAUAAUAUCAGUUAUCUGUAAGAAUCCACUAAUAAAUUCAAUUCAUGAGAAGUCAUUUUUAUUAUCCUCUCUCUCAGGCACUACAGCAGUAGCUUAAAUAUAAUUUUAUUAAAAGGGAACCAUAACUCCUUUUUUUUUUCUUUUUUUUUUAAUAGUUCUUUUCCUUACAUUUUGCAUUUACCAAAUGUGUAUAGUGUAAAAAACAAAUUUAUGAUUUAGCUACUGGACCUUAUGCUUCUUAUUUACCCACCUACCAUUUUAUUCCUUAUGCAAAAGAUAUAUUCCUGAUCUUUGUUAUGCAGCUUACAAUGGUCAAGUGCUAAUUUACCUGUAGGGACCAGACAAGUUUUAAUAUGCUUGUAUUAUUUUGGCUUUCCUAUAGCCAGCCUCUUGUUCCAAGAGAGAACAUCACUGCUUGGAUGAAUGCAAUUGGACUCAUCAUUACAGCCUUACCAGUAAGUUGAAUUCUUUAACAUUAUUAUUGUUCUUCAAAAUAUAAAUUAUAGGGUAGUAAAUUAGGAAAGUAUAAAUAUGUUUUAUGUUAAGUUUGCACUCACAAUGUUAAAUGAUUCAAAGGCCCAUCAUCCUUAAUCAGAUAUGAAAUCAAACACUCUUCUUAGUGAAACAGUUUUCAUCCAAGAUCCACAUAAUUACAUUUUUUUUUAAAAUGGACAUAUGGCUCAGAUAAUUUUUGGUUAAAAUGCCUGUCUUUUGAUGUUGGUUCUAGAGAGCGCUCUUUAGUUUUGGUUGAAUAAUUGUCAGCAAAAAAGGCAGAAGACACCUGCUUUGAGAUUACUGUUGGUACAAGAGUUAAAUGUCAUAGUAAAAAAUUAAGAUUAUUUAUUUACUUAUUUUUUUAGUCCAUGCUUCCAGUUGGACGUUAAAUAAUAAUACCAAAACUGAUCAAGCAAUUUAAAAUUCAAGUUUAUGGAGUAUUAACAUUUUUUAUGUGUGAAAACUAUUUAGUGAUGUAUUAAAUGACUAGAAAUGUAAACUUUUCAGGAACCCUACUGGAUAGUUCUGCAUGAUCGGAUUGUAAGUGUUCUCAACAGUCCAAGCUUGACAUCCGAGUCUGAAUGGGUUGGUUACCCCUUCCAGCUCUUUGACUUUACAGCUUGCCACAAGGCGUAUUCUGAAAUGAGUUGUAGUUACACAUUGGCUUUGGCACAUGCUGUGUGGCACCAUUCAAGCAUUGGACAGCUCUCACUCAUCCCCAAGUAUGUAUAUUUCUUGCAGAGUUGUUGUUGUUUUUUUCAUUUUAGUAUGUCAGACCAACUAAUUAUAUGGUACGUGGAACAGUUUAUUGUUCUGUAGCUGCUUUGUAUUAAUUUACUUCAACAGAAGUAGGUAAAGUAAACAUUUUUUUUUUUAACCUGCAGGUUCCUUCCUGAAGUUCUUAUACCCAUCGUGAAAACAGAAUACCAGUUACUUUAUGUGUACCAUCUAGUAGGCCCAUUCCUACAGCGCUUCCAGCAGGAACGAACCAGGUGCAUGAUCGAGGUAAAUAGAUCAAAGAGCAUUCAUUAAUUCUAUAAAUGCAAGUAAAUCCUUCUGAUUUAUUAAUGAAAUUUCACAUCAUACAAUACUAUCCAGUGACAACCUCUAUGCCAUUCCUCAAAUGCCUAUAUGUAAGAAGAAUACUUGCAUGUUAAUUCACCCAAAAAACUUUUAUAUAUUUUAAUGUACCCCAUCCCCUAAUCGUACUCAGCAGGUGGGGCUGCUUUUUAACUAAGAUCUUAGUUCCCCCCCAGCUCCAACCUAUUGCCUCUAGAUGGGGGCUCUAAUUGUAAUAUGGGCAGUGAGGGUGGGUGGGGUGGAGGUUAAUUAUCUAUAAUUCUCUAGUAAAUUCAAAAGGAUUUAAACAUUCGUAAAACCCUAAACAUAUUUUGGGAUUAAGUACCUUUUUUGUUUGUUUGUUUUUUUAAAAUAGAUUGGUGUGGCCUUUUAUGAAAUGCUUCUAAAUGUAGAUCAAUGCAGUGUUCACUUAAACUUCAUGGAUCCCAUCUGUGACUUCCUGUAUCACAUGAAGUAUAUGUUUACUGGAGACAGUGUGAAAGAUCAAGUAAGUGGACAAUAAUUUAUUGCUGAGGCACCUUGUUGUUUAUGAAAAAAAUGCUAUUUAAUCACUUUUCUACUUUUAAGCUAAAACCAAGAUAGCAUGAACCAGUUAGCAAGUUCAGUAUUGUCCUCUGACACUGACCACUUGUGCAAAAGCCAGCAUUUUAAUUGUAGUGUCUGCAGAGGUUAUGUAGUAUGCAGACACUCUUAAUGAGUAUUAUGGCAAAGUGAUCAUCUUAAUUGUAUCAUCACACCCCUGCCAUGACACCUCUAACUGUGUCAGUUGAAUUAGUUGCAGGUUUAUUUUAUGCAACAGUUUGGCAUGAUUCUCUUUGAUGAGAAGCCCUGUAAAUUUAGUUAGGAUAUCCGAAUAGGAAAGAGAUGUAGCCAUUAACCUUGUGUAUAUAUAUUUCUUGGUUUUGUAAGGUAUGGACCGAUGAUACAGUUUGCAGAGCCUGUGGCUUGCUUUUAUUAUUUUUAUAAAAGGACACACUGCUUUAAUUGUCAUGCAGAGACAAAAGUGUAGAUACUGGUCUUUUACGAUGGGUUAUAAACAAUAGUAUGUCACCUGCAAAGAGAGCACUGGAUGUUUGAAGACCGCUGAUGAGGUGGUCUCGUUUAAUAUAUUGCACUAGGGUUUCCACUGAAAAUAGGACUAUCCAUGGGUUAGGGACUGCCUUGCAGGAAACCAUUGGAGAUAUUGAGUGGUAGAUUAAACCUGUGUUCAUAAUUUUAGCUGAGGGAUAGUAAUACAAUGCCAUAAUACUCUACAAAAAAAGGAGAAACUAAAUCUUUUUGAAAUGGCUCUCAUAUAUUUACAGUUUACGUGAUAAAAUGCCUUUCAGCCAGUAAGAGGCCUAUGGUAUGAGAUGAAUUGGCAACCUGCAAUAAAUCUGGGAAACAUCUAGUGUUAUCCCCUGCUUGGUGCCCUGGAGCAAAUCCUGCUUGCUCUACUGACACUAAUUGCUGUAAAAGGGGACUCAGUUGUGUGGGCAGUAUCUUAGCUUAUAAAGCUUUGUGUCUACUUUAAGCAUAGAUGUAGAACGAAUAUUAGCACCCAACGUGUGUGGUUUCCCUGGUUUUGGUAAGAAAAUGUUUGCAUUUCCUUGGGGAUGGUGCUCAAUCUGUUGACUUAGCCUGCCUGUGACUACUACAUGCAACAUGACAAAAAUGGUUUCGUUUUCAAUAAGAUCUUACACCACAGUGUGUUUACUUUAGAAGUUCUUAUCACCUGCUCUUUUAAACUUUUAACACACAAGACCUCUGCAGGUACUAACAGUUUAUUAAUUGAGCAUGGGUUAUAAAUUAAACACACUGUGCAAUAUAGGAAGUUUAAAAAUUAGAUCUUUCUUUACAGGAAGUGUUUAUGGAGGCUGUGUGCAUCACAGCCAAGGAGACGUGGCUAGGGCUACAUAAAUACAUUUAUUUAACUCCUAAACAACAGAAGAUUGAGCACUGAGACUGUAGGUGCAUGUUCUGUUCUCCACAAUAACUUAUUUAAUUUUAAAUUGUUUUUGUGCUUAUAGUGUCCCUUUAAGCCACAAACAUUGCUGAUGGAUGCAUAAAAUCAAGCACAAAGUCAUGUAAUCAAUAAAAGGUGCAUAAAGAUAUUUAUACAGUGUUCAGUAUACACCUCUUAUUGCAUUACAUGUGUCUUAUGUUACCCAAACCAUGUAUCAACAUACAAUGCAGCUAAACAGUUACUUAAUAAUCACUUAUCCCAUAGUGUUAAAGGGAAUAAAACAUAUGCAGCGCUCAACAUGUUCUGCUUUCCAUUUCAGGUAGAGAAGAUCAUUUGUAACCUCAGGCCAGCAUUACAGCUUCGUCUCCGUUUUAUAACCCACAUCAGCAAGCAGGAGCCAGUUGCUGCACCACCACCUCCCAUGAACAGUGGCUCUCCAGCACCCCAAACAAGUCAGGUUCCAGUCAAUGUGACCUUACCUGUAACCCAAUAACAGUAUUGCGACUGACAUGGUUUUUCUUUCUUUCUUUUUUUUUUUUUUUUCAAUGACUGAAAAGAACGACAUCAGUGAAGAAGGAACAUGAUUAUUUUUGUAUUUGUCUACAAUAGACCUUUUUUUUUUUUUUUUGCACCAUUUUACUUUGGAUUACUAUAACAUACGUGAUCAUUGGGAACUUUUUAUAUUUUUUAUCAUUUUAUUAUACCUAUCGACUCAUACAAGAGAAACAGACAUUCAAGGUGUAAAUUAUUAUACUUAGCAGUCCUUUAUUCUUGUGAAUACACACUUCUGGAGAAAUAUUUUUUUCCAACUGAAUUGUCCAUUUUACACAUUGUAUCCUUUAAACUGUUGUAUUGUGAUGCCUAUUGCUAUAGGUGUACUGUACCUUUUAGGAAAUGGCUUGGUCUUGAGCAUUUUUGCAACUUCUUUGUAUAGUUUUUCAACUACAUUAAAAAAUAUAUAUAUAGCAACUGGAAAAAAAUAAUUGUAUUCACCAUUAAAUCCUCCAAUAUUGAUGCACAAUAUAAGAUAUGUAUGUUUUUCGGUAUGUCUUCUAAAUCACUUUGCUCCAAGAAUGAUUUAAGUUUGCCAAACCUUUAACUUUGUGUUCACUUUACAAAGUCAAAGAAAGGAACACUCCAAACACCAUGAACUGACAUAACACCAUGUAAGUAUUCAUACCAUUUUACCAUAAAUCAUCCACUAACCCGAGACAAAAUCCCCAAUUAAAGAGCUUGCAUCUCCUCAGAGUAAGCUAAAGCUUACAAUGACUGUGGUUCACUCGGACAACAAUUUUUAGUGUCUGGGAGUCAAUCAAGGUCUAUAGCUCUACUUGUCUUAUUUAUGAGUCGUCCAUCAUGGUGUGGACCAGUACAGAGAUUGGCUUCACACCUGGGCUGAGGUAUCCAAUCACUAGGACAGCCUGUUACAGGAAUCAGAAGAUGGAGCAGUGUCAGACAGAGGUUUCCAACAACUCCCCAGUACAUGUUGUGAAUUCCAUUACAGCACAGUGUCUUAAAUUUAUCAUUGUAGCUGGUCCUGUAUCUUACAUGUAUCAUACUGACCAUAUGAUUACAGCAUUUUUUUUUUAUCUUCUCUACAAUUUUAACCUACCUAUUUAUUUAUUUUUUUACUAAAUAGCAUCUUAACUAAUAUAACUACUGUAUAACACAUACAGACCUCACUUUAACCCUAAGUGUAAUGCCAUAAAUCAUCCACUACAGCCUGUCACAAGACUCAGAUGAUUGUGUUUGGUUUCCAACAACUCCCCAGUACAUGUUUUGAAUUGCAUUGCUGUACAGUUUCUAUUGCAAGGCUACAAAACCUCUGUUAAAUGUGCAUAGGGAUUUGGUAUAGUGCACACUAUGUAGAAAUUCUUUUUGGUUUUAUGCCAGGAAUAUGUGAAAGAUACUGUGCUCCAAUAUGCUACACAGCCAGCCCUGUGUUUACCUCUGUAGUCACAAACUAUGAAAUAUCUACACAUAAGUAUAAUGGUCUUCACAAUCACAUCCACAACAAGACUUGGUGUAAAACGCUAUCAGAUCAAGUCUAGCUCUCAAGUCACUUUUUGCAGUAAGCAGGCUGCCUGUAUAAUCUCUCAAGGUGACAGUUACCUCGGUGUUCACAUUAAUGUAAGCACCUACAAGUACCCUGUCUGUGGAGACUGAUGGAUAUUAUAUUAUUUAGUUAGAUAGUUAAUUAAGCUGGGCAAUGCAUACUCAUACUGUCUACAUUACCCCUAUGAAUAGGGCAGGCACAGUUCCGAAUUCCACCAGCUGAAGAUCUUCAAAAUGAAAACAUAUUCUAGUGCAACACUGUAUAGAUAUUUGCAUGCACUAUUAUAUGUUUUCAUUUUGUAGAUCUUUAGUUGUAUCCUCUAUACUGUGUUGGAACUAUAUUGUGUUUAAAUGGAUACAAUCUGGGAUAUCACUAGAGGAAGCUGUUAUCAAUAUCUAUUAAAAUAAGUGUUUUUUCACCACAUUACUCUCUUUUGGCGUAGGUGAUACUAUUGCAGUGGUUUUGAUGUACAG
Pelobates cultripes (western spadefoot toad) is the source of this 59508-nucleotide messenger RNA. The record is from the annotation of a GenBank genome assembly. Lineage: Eukaryota; Metazoa; Chordata; Amphibia; Anura; Pelobatidae.